GUGCAGGAGCCAAGAAAAGUUCCAGGCUGGGCAGCAAGAAACAGCAAGCGGGGCAUCAAGGAGGAGGCAUGCAUGCAUAAACUGGGUGUCUUAAGAGAACAAAGGCCUCACAAUCCAACAACACCGAUGAAAACAACACCGUGGUGAGCAUAGCAGGAAUCUUUUAACAAGUGAUGGGUGAGCUUUCCCAGGCAUGCUUAAAAUUAGGACUUGGUUUAGACCGAGCCCAAAUUAGCUCAUUUUAAGAGCAAGUCCAUUUGGAACUCUCUUAAGCCACCCCCUUCUCAUCCUCCCCACAAACCUAUGCUACUGACAGUGAAAAAUGAAGAUUAGCAGUAGCAGCAUUGACUAAGACCUAGGACAGGUAUGAGAAACCUGUGGCCCUCUAGAUAUUGUUGGAUUCCAACCAUCAGCCCCAAGCCAAUGUUUCUGGGGUGAUAGAACUUGUAAUCAAACAGCAUUGGGAGAGCUGCAGGUUCCCCAUCCCUUACCCUGGAAUGUUGGAGGAACAGUGGAUUGGACUCCAGGAUCCAUGAGAAUUAGAAUUUCCCAGGGCUUAUUGCCCCUUUGUAAGGUCUUGGUGCUCAAAUGAUGCUGAAGUGAUGGAGGAAAGCCACAGCUGCAUCCUGUACCAUUCUUGCUGCCUUCACCAGGUACCUUUCAGCAGGAAAGAAAGGGAGUUGGCUCCGGCAGCAGGGAUGGAACGGAUCACAGCUAAGCAAUUUGGCCUUUGGGCUGAAAAAUGUCCCACAUGGCACAUGUAAUGCCCUGAUCAAAGUUACUACUAGACCAGCAGCAGAACUACACACAUUUGGCAUACAUGAUUGCAGUUAAUGCCUUUUGGUAAUGUCAGAUACAAUCUUCACUGACUAUAGAGAGACCUUGAAAAUCUGUUCAAAUCCUUAAAAAGCAAGGAAGCCUCUGUGAUGUGGCCAGCAAACCUGUAAUAUUUAAACCUGCACCACCUUAUUCUACUCCCCCCCCCCCCAGAUUUUUACACUAUAAUUUCAAUAGUUCAUAAUUGUGGAUAUCAAUCUACAGAUAAUUUCUGAGUACAGCAGUUCCAUGCCAUCAAUAGAAUGCAUCACUUCUCAGGUGUUUGACAUCAUUUUUACCUUUUUAUUUCCAACCUACCUUGCUCCAAAAGUCACCUGGGCUAGUUUUUGCAUUACACUCUUCUUCACUUAAAUUUCAUUGUUUCUAAUGCUUACUGGCAAUGCAUUAAUUUAUGUAAGAACCCUAUAUAUGGUUUCGAUGUUUUAAUUGUACACCUAAACAUGUCAAAGUGUACUUACCUUCCAAGUAUUUUCAGCAUGCAGUUUCUACAUAGAACCAUCAGGUCAGUUGCUGUGCAAACAAAUAGAUUGACACAUGUCUAGUAUCAGAAAUGGCAACAUUAAGAAACCAAAGGAAGAUAAUUUUGGUCUCCCGGGAUACUCCACUGUUCUCCAACGAAGUGAUUUCAAAGGGGACUGCAGCAUGAAAUUGCUGAACUGGAACUCAUCAGGAAAUAUUGAAUAUAUCAAGUUCAUUAUCUCGAACUAAGAUAAUGGUUUCCAGUCCCACCAUAGGUGUCAAUUCAUCCAUCAAUCCAAGGGAUGACAGUCUCACCAGUCCCUGCUCUCAUGCAUGGUCAAUUUGCAUGCAUUUUACUCAAAAUUGCCAUAUCCUGUAUUAUUUACAUUUCAUUGUCCUUAGACCCCACUGUUUCCAUCCCUUCUUCUCUACAUGUGUGUAGACAUGUAUAUGCACAUACAUGUAUUAGAGGUGACGUGAGUUCAACAGCUAAGGAGUGAAACAACUGGUAAUUCAUUAUAAGCAUGGUCAGACUGUGUGCACAUAAUCCACAAGGCACAGUAAAUGAGUGCAGUGGCUGGUUAUUAUGCACAUGAGCCAUUCGGCUCACAUCACCCCGAUAUAUGUUCUCCAGUGGAGGAUAACACUCCUUGCAUGUGAAGCAGACUCUAGCAUAGGAAAGCUUUGCCUUAAGAAAAGUAGGAUGAAUAUGACAGGACAAAUGCACAUUUGCAAAUAUGUGCAUCACAUCACAUGGCACACUCCUUAGGGAGUUGUGACGGGUUGCGUGGAAGUUUUGUGGGCAACCUGGGUUGGCCUUUGCCUAGUGUGUGAAACUGCCCGUGCUGAGCCUAGUAAAAGCAUGUGAUACUCGACCAAUGGGGUUGGUUGAUACUUAGGUCCAGAACCCCAAAUCUUCCUCUUGUAUCAUAUGAGCCAACUCCUAGGGGCAGAGAUCCCUUCGCCUCCCUCUCAAUAAAAUGUUUAUGGGCAUCGCCAUUCAAAAGCGGUGUGACUGUGUGAGUUUGCUGGAUCUUCUGAUCGAUUAUGCAGGGCGGAGCUUCAUUGACAUCCCCCCCCAUAUUUCGUUCAAGUUGGCACCCCUGUUUCGAAUCCAAAGGAAACCUCCUUUUGCGCGGGACUGAUGGCUUUGCAACCUGACCCUCGUAGAGAAAGGAGGACGAGGGUAGCGAGGGGUCUCUCUCUCUAAUUUGCUUCCAUUGCUGAAGCGCACAAGAGUGGAGCGGAGUGUGGAGCGCGAGCCGCCUCCUUCCACCGGGGCGAGGAAGGCGGGGCGCAUUAGGGCCCUGCGGGAAAGCGCCCCACGCGGGGUCCCUCUGCCCGGCUUGUCUGGGUCUCGCAUACACACCCCGCCCGUCCGCCCGCCCGCGCGCGCAGAGAGUGGCUGGCAGGCAGGCAGGCAGGGCAGCGGCUGCGCUGAGCCGAGCCCGGGACGGCUGCCAGCCGCUGCUGCCUUCGUGUGUUGCGAUGGCAGCAGCGGCAGCGGCGGCGGCGGCGGUAGCGGCAACCCCCUCAUUCGACGAAAGGAACCUCUGAAGCCCGCCCGGCUCCCUCCACCAUCCGUCCACUUGGCACACACGCGCGCGCGCAUUCACUCGUACACGCAGAGAUAGAGAGAGAGAGAGGCGCGCGCGCCCUCUCGCCUUCCCUCACGUUACGCGCUGCGCCCAACCUCAACUUGCCCUCCUCGUCAGGCAGCGGCCAAGAAGACGGGAAGGGUGGGUUUCUGCUCGGCCAGAGCCGCUUCUCUUCGGGGCGACGCCCCCCCGCUCCACACACACACACACACACACACACACACACACUUUCGGUGUGUCCGGGCGCGCGCGCGCUAGAGGUGGCGCGCGCGCGCUCCUCCCGCAGCCUCCUCCCCAGCUCCCUUUCCGUUCCGCCAGUCUCCGAGCGCCUCUGUUGCUGCUGCGCCCGCCUCGAAGUUUGGCCGGCAGCUCCGGCUCCUCAGGCAGCCGCCGCCGGCAGCGCCAGCAAGCAGCGCCGCUCUCUCGGAGCCGCCGCCGCCGCCGAGCCCGCCUCUCUCGCUUAGCCGCCGCUUUGUUCCUCUCGCUCCCCCUCAGCCCCUGAAGAGCCGGACGCCCGCGCCGUUGCCGCGCGCCGCAGCAUGCUGAAAGUCACCAUGCCCUCGUCGUCGUCGUCUUCGUCGUCGCCCUCCUCCGCCCCCACCUCGUCCACCGCCGCCCCCGCCGCCUCUGCCCCGACCUCGGGCCGGGCCGGGGGCGCCCCUGCCGCCGCCGGACCCACCGUCGUCCCGGACUACUGGAUCGACGGCUCCAACAGAGACACCUUGGCCGACUAUUACGACCUGGAGUCGGAGCUGGGACGGUGAGGAGGCGCGAGAUUUGCGUGGGCGCCGCCGGGGAAGAGGAGGUGGCGGGGCGUGAGGGGAGGAAAGCCGUGCAGGGCUCUCGGGAGGGCAACAUCCUGGGUGCUGCUGCUGCUGCUGGCGCGUCAGGGUGGUGGUGGCGGCGGCGGUCCCCUUAUCACUAGGCAGGGUGGCGCUGGGGUGCCCAGGCUGAGGGAGGCGUUCCUGGACAAAGCGGGGCGGGGGGCGGCCAAGGGAGGGGAGGAGGAGCUGGUGGUGCAGCAGCAGCAGCCGGGGGGCUUGUCGCCAGGCGAGGCAAUGCAGGGGGCAUAGCAGGGCCAGCGAAGUCCUGCGCGGUGCAAGGGAUUGUGGGGGUGCGCGGAGCGGUCCAGGCAGAGAGAGAGAGAGAUCGUGGUUCCGCAGAGAGGAGACAUUCCUAGACAGCCGUGUGGGCGGCCAGCAGUCUCGCUUUAGAGCGAGGAUGGGGCGGGGAAAGACGGCCAGGUGGCGCUGGCGACUGGAGAGUUAGGACCCCAGGAGCCAACUCCUAGGGGCCGAGGAUCCUUUCGAUCCUCCCAAUAAAUAAGGGGUCCGCGGGGCCCCCUCCCAAGUUGAUGAGCAUUGCUAUUCAAAUAGUAUGUGUCUUGUGAUCAGUUAUGCAGGGUGGGGCUUAUCUCCCCCCCCCUUUUUUUAAUGGCACACCCCUGGUUAGGACACCCCUGGCCAGGAAGGAGAAAGCGGUGUGGCAGUUUCAGGGCUUGAUCCCGGAAGGCAGAGGGGUACCCCGUCCCUCUGCGGGAGAAGUGGCAAGUUGGAGUGGAGAGAGUGGCCACUUAUGGAAGAGGGGCAACUGCUUGGCGUCUUUCUCUUGCUGGUGUUGGGGAGCAGGGGUCAGACUGGGGCGAGUGUGCUGGGUUGGUGCCUCAGCGCUUCAGCUCAGCAGCCACACAGCGCCAAAGAUUUCUUCCUCUUCCCCACAAGUCUCCCCUCCUUCCUUCCCUCCCGCCCACCAACCCUCUUAUAUUGAGGGAAGAAAGCUGUAAACGGAUCGAGCUGUUGCCCCUUGUUUCACAUGUGUAGGAGGCAGUAUUGAAAGAUGCGCCAUCUGUAGCGCUCUAAUAGGAGAUGGAAAAUCUCUCUCUCUCUUUUUUAACCCACAUACAGAUUUGGGUAAUCAGCAUCGUUAUUUUAUCCAUGUUAAACUUAUUGUUAUCAUAUGGAGGCAAGUGACACCGAAAAUGGAAUUUAAAUACUAGUUUGGAUUUGUGGUUCUGUCAGUAGGUGUUAGAGAGUGGGAAUGAAUCAUUUAAAGCAGUUGAAAGGAAGAAUAAUAAAGUGAUUCCCUGGUUCAAAGAAAUGAACAGCCUAGCACUAAUUAUCUGGGAAGAGGCUAAGCUUGCAGCGUCGUCUUCUGAAACAUGAAGAAAUGUUUUGCAAAUACCAUCUCAAGAGCAUUAUUAUUCUGGAUAAUUAUUUAAUGGUAACAGCUGUUGCAUACUUAUGACUUGACAGAACAUUUGUGUUUGCGUGGAUAAAGCAUUUCCAAAAAUUCUGUGUUCCUCGUGAAUUGAGGGGGUAUGUGUGUCAACAAUCUAAAUGGGAUGGUAGAAAGGUAGAAACCCACAGGGUUUUCUUUUGGAAAACAGUAUUCAUUUUAAAUAGAAAGAUUCAAGUUUAAUUUUUUUACAGGCGAAAAAUGUUUAGAACAUUUAUCUAACCUUCUCCAUCUCAUCUGAAAGUAGCUGCCUCCUGAAGCAAUAUUUUAUUUAAUUGUGGAGAGUUUGUGAAAACACCAACCUUUGGUUUAGCUGGUGGGCCAGUAUUUUAGUUGGCUAAUGGUGGGGCGAUAAGUGAGUGCAGCAGCUUCCCACUCAGAACUAUGAGGAAGACGGUGCUGUCAUGUGACAUCCCUUUCCACACACAUUGAUACAAGUGUAAAAGGAGUUUUCGGCGCCUUGUCUGUAAAGGCCGAAUAAGGUGGGGUAAGAACAUCAGGGAAGUCAAUGAAGGGAAAAAGAAAAAAUAUCAAUUAAUAGCCUGUUCCAGUGCUGAAUAAUCCAGGGGUCACUUUAGUAAUAUGCAACUGGAAAUCUCAGCUGAAAACAUUUAUGUAUUUUACUAUUAAAAUAUUUUAAAACUACCCGCCAUCUUUUCAGACCCCAGGGUGGUAUACAAUCGGCAUUGUUAUAAUACAGCUGUAUGCCAUUGGUACCUGACACUUCACAAUCAUCACGAAAUCAAGUCGCCAAAACUCCAUUAACCCUGUGUAUGUUUACUCAGAAAUAAGUUCCACUGUGUGCGGUGAAACUUACUUCCUGAUAAGUUUAUACAGUCAUACCUCGGGUUACAGACGCUUCGGGUUGCGCGUUUUUGGGUUGCGCACCGCGUUUUUGGGUUGCGCACCGCGCCGAACCCGGAAGUACCAGAAUAGGUUACUUCUGGGUUUUGGCACCCGCGCAUGCACAGAAGCACUAAAUCGAAUCACAACGUGCGCAGAAGCGGUGCCGCGGGUUGCGAACGCUGCGGGUUGCGAAUGUGCCUCCUGCACAGAUCACGUUCACAACCUGAGCAUCCACUGUAUAGGAUUUCAGCUUAAGUCAUUCAUGCAAUUUCUAACUUUCUUAUUCAAUAUGGGAUGAAGAGCAAAGACCCUCCAGUGAGUUGCCAUUUGACAAACUGCACCUAUAUCCAUAGCUGUCAACUUACAGAUUUGAAAAUAAGGGACCAGUAGCCUCAAAAAUAAGGGAUCAGCAGCCAAAAUAAGGGAUUUUAGUCAACCAGCAGCCAAAUGAAGCCUCAGGCAGUGGUUCCCACAGCGCAGCAACCCGACAAAGGGGAUGCAGCAGGGAAAACCACUGUCACCUCUCCGCUGGGAAGCACUGAGCAAAGGCGAGUCCCCAGGCAACGCGGCCGAUUUGAUUGGCACAAGGCAUGCAAGCUCCACCCCCCAGUUAUUCUUAGACUCCUUAUUGGGUGAGCAACGCAGCCAAGCAACACAGUUGGAGCCUCCCUCCUCCCUGGCCGGCAGGGAGGGAGGGAGAGGAGCUGCUUCCUUUGAAACCCGGGAAAUUUAAGGGACAUAAUCAAUAAGGGACAGCAACGGGACACAGCGCUGGGAUAAGGGACUGUCCCACCAAAUAAGGGAUGCUUGACAGCUAUGCCUAUAUCCCAUUCCAUCCGUACUCCUGAAACGUGUCUCAUGGCAUCUCAGUGCUAUGAAGCACUGCCUUCCUCUUUUUGCUGCAGAAUUAGAUUGUAAUGAAAGUAGCACUAUGAUGGCUGCCUGGCAUCUGCAGAGACAGGGAAGUAGGAGCAAUGGCAGAAGCAGAGCUGGGAGAACAGAAGUCACUGGGUAGGAGCCAGUGGAGUUGAACUAGGUAGAAAAAGCCUGGAUGAGCAGAGUGGGGGGGGGAUAGGUAAGCAUCCACAAAUAUAUAUAUAUUAACUAGACUUUGUUAAAGCAUAAAGUCAAUCAUAUCUAAAUACAAAACCACGUCAUGGGGCAAUUCCCAUUCUCAGUGGCUUAUAUUGACAGGUGCCUUUUUAUAACCUAUUUUAGAAGUGCAUGAAAUAGUUACAUUAUGAUAUUGGGACUAUGUGUAGGUUAAAAUACACUUUAAGCAUCCCUUCUUAUGUGGGAGAGAGGACAUACCUGCAAACAUGCAUCAUUUUAUUUAAAACCAUGCUCUAGGAGGCUUACAAGAUAAAAACAAAACAAUUCAAACACAACAAAAGUAGUCGUAAACAAUAAAUAAAACAUCAAAAAAGCACACAGCCAAACUGAACACUUUCCACAUGAAUCAUAAUAAAGAUACAAAAUAAACACACAAAUUUAAUAUCAAUAGCAGCAAUAAAAUCCUCUAAACAAUACCCCCAACCUGAAUCUGUUCAGCAGCCUCAGCGUUUGUAGCUGGAGUCAGUCACAGUCCCACCCUCCCAGGCCAGGAUUCACAGCCAAGAUGGAGAACAAGAGCAGAAACACACUUUGACUCCAUAUAAACUGUUAAAAACAUGGAAUAAAAUAAAUUUAAGACCAGAUAUUUGGUCGUAUCUGUAUUAAAGUCUUGUAAUAUGGGAAACUCAUUAUAAAUUGUUGCUAUGGUAGUAUCUAACACCAGAUAGACUUAAUAAAAUCUAUUCCAACAUACAGUUUGAACGUUGAAAGUUUUCUGGCACCAGUGUGCACUAACCUCAUUUGUGGCAGAAGUUUAAGAAGACAUAUGAUUUUUGGAGGCAAAUAAUAUGUACCAUGAAAUAAGUGGUGUGGACUGCACUGGGACUUAGUCCAAUGUUGCUUUUGUUUAAAUACAUUUUCUCACUGUCUGGGUAAUAAUGAAAGUUCUAAUUCUUUAUUCCAAUCAUCUCUUACUGUCUGUGUAUUGAACUUUUUUAUUGUUAAUAUAUAUCUAUAAAAAGCAAUUGCUGGCUUUUUAUUUUUGAAUGUUGUCCAAUUGCUCCAAUAUCUUAGGUAUCUUGGAAGCUGAAAAGGCUGAUGGACCAAACACACUUGGUUAGGAGAUGUUGUAAUUUAAGAUAUUGCCAUUGGGUUGCAUCUGAUAGAUGAUAUUUUUGUCUUAAAAUAGCAAAAGUAUAAAAUUCAUCUUCCCCAUCUAUCGGUUGGUCCAAUGUCAAAACACCUGCUUUCAUCCAAUUUUUCCAUAUCACCAUCUUUUUUUGCAAUUCCUAGUGUGAGGUUUCCCAACAGAGUAAGUUUAGCAUGUGAAAAUGAGUCAAAUUUGUUUUUAUUAGCCAAUAUAUUCCAUGUUAAUUUUUUUCCAGAGUCACUUGAGACUUCAAAUUUUUCAAUCCUAGUAUUGUCCAACCAACCAAAGGUGCUAUGUACAUAUAUUGUAGGGUUGCCCGCAUCAGAAAAUUAGGGCCAACAGUGGGAUUCCAAUAUUUAGUACUUGACUGUAUGUAAGCUUAGUGAUAUAAUUCCAAAUUUGGGAUUCCAAAACCGCCUUCUUUAAUUUGUAGCUGCAUUCUCUGCAAGGAUAUUCUUGGUGUUCCUGAGCCCUAAAGGCAUUUCCUAAAUGCCUUUUGAAAAUAUGAUUCAGAUAUAAAAACUAGAAGUCCUUUCAGGAUAUAAAUGAAUCUGGGAAUAAUAUUAAUUUCGAGAGCAUUCACUCUUCCCCAAAGGAAAUUUGUUUUUGUAAAUAAUGAAUUCCCCCCCUUCUUGUUGUGUAAUUAUCUUAAUCAUUCUCUUAAAAUAAUAAUAAAAAAUAAAAAAUGCCUACGUAUGAAAAUAUAAAAGUGUUUUAUAUCAAGGAAAGUGCUUAUAAAACAGUUCUACUCUUUCUCCCUAUAAACAAUCUGACAGUAAAAAUUUUGUGCCAUACUAAAUCUGAACUGGCACAGUUACUUGACUUAUUCAUUCCAGAAGGUAUUAAACUUUCAUGGGUGAAGUUUCAAAGCUCUAUAGCUCAUAUUUUAAUGUUUUACAUGGAUUCAUAAUUUAGUCGUAUAUAUCUGUAAUAUGGUGUUAAUAUUUAAAGCACACAGAGUUCUGGGAAUAGUGGUGAAGACAUUAGAGUGUACAUCUAUCUUACACAGUUAUGAUGGAGUUAUUUCUUGCUAGCAAAAUCUCCUUUUGCUAAACACUUUAGCAGUAUAUUCUAGAAACGCCAGAUACAUAAAAAGUUCUGAUUUAUUUUGCUUUGGAGCUUAUUGUUAAGCCAGUCAUAUCAGUUGAACAAUCCCAAGCAAGGUUUUGUUGAAAUGUAAGUUGUUUUAUACAUGAGAAUGCAAUUUGCUUCUAAAGAAACUUACAUUUCUGGAAUGCCCAUUUGUUUUUCCUUCUGUUUUUCCCCCUCCCAUUUUAACCCUACUGACUGAGAUUGAGUGUUGUAUUUGAGUCCUGUUUCCUGUGGAUAUUUGGGUGGUUACUAUGAGAAUAGGGUUCUGGCCUGAUGCAGCUAUUCUCAUGAUCUUAGUAGAAGCUCAAGUAUGGUUUAUUAUUGGUGUCACCAGUUGUGUUUGAAGGACCAAAAUGCUAUCCUGCCCCCCCCCCCAACUCUGGUCACAAAACAUGACCAUCAACACAUCAAUGCUGCACACAUCAGAUCUCAAAGUAGCAAAAUAGGCAAUAACAACAACAUUUUGUUCUCCUGUAAGAAUAUUUGCCUGAAAACAAAUUUUAAAAAGCUGCAAUUGACUCAGGAAGUAAUUUAGAAAUCUUAUUCACAUGUAAGGAUGCAUAACGUUUACCUGGGAUGAAGUGAGGAUUACCUCUGACAUGUACAAGAUUGCACUAUAAUUCACUUUCAUCCUACCAUUGUGAUCUCUGAUGCCCCAGAAAGAUAAGAGCAUAUGUGAGAGAGUGAAAGAGAUAAUGAGAACUUUCCUAGGAUCUCAGCCAGGCAAAAGCUUUCAUUUACUAGAUAUUCAGCUGAAGUUAAGCUAGAAGGUAUGUGAGUUAUCUGGGUAGCUUUUGUUCUCUUUCAUGGAUAAAGGCAAGAUAUAAUAGAUCGGGUGGCGCUGUGGGUUAAACCACAGAGCCUAGGACUUGCUGAUCAGAAGGUCGGCAGUUCGAAUCCCCGCGAUGAGGUGAGCUCCCGUUGCUCGGUCCCUGCUCCUGCCAACCUAGCAGUUCGAAAGCACGUCAAAGUGCAAGUAGAUAAAUAGGUACCGCUCUAGUGGGAAGGUAAACAGCGUUUCCGUGCGCUGCUCUGGUUUGCCAGAAGCGGCUUAGUCAUGCUGGCCACAUGACCCGGAAGCUGUACGCCGGCUCCCUCGGCCAAUAAAGCAAGAUGAGCGCCGCAACCCCAGAGUCGGUUAUGACUGGACCUAAUGGUCAGGGGUCCCUUUAGCUUUACCUAGAGUAGGUAUAGCAAAUGUGCCUGCCCCAUGUUGUUGCGGUCCAACUCCCAUCAACCCAAGCCAGUAUGGACAAUGGCCAGGGAUGAUGGGAGUUGUAGUCCCACAACAACUGGCGCUAUGUUGUGGUAUCCCUUCCCUGCUGAAUUAUGAGAGGCUCCCGUUAGUACUGGCAUUCUGCCAGCUCUCAAAGACACCCUUCUUUGGACAAGCAUUCCCCUGAACUUGGAACUUCCUGAUCUAAUUGCUUUCAUUGAUUUUUAAACUGUUUUGCUUUUUAAGAGGCUUGUUUUGUUGUAUAUGUUAUUUAUGCAUAUUUUUAAUGUUCUGCUGAACUGAUAAUAAUAGCCAAACACAAGUUGAUUUGUUUCUCUUGUAUCUUCCUCAGCCAGCUAUGCCCAUGUGUGCUAUCCUCUAUUUGGGGUAGUCUAACAUCACAGCACAAUGAAAAUAUCAGAUUCUAUCUGUCUGACAUUAAACCGGAAGUAACUGCAAAAGUGGCUGAGUUUUUAUCAAUAGUAUCUCUUAAGAGUGGUGAAUGGCACUAUUUAGUGGGAAGAAACUCCAAUGAAAACCCUCGUUAUUACAUAUUUUUACAUGGCUGUUUAUUUGUAUAUAUUUUAAAAAUUUAUACAUGGAUGUUUUAUGAUGGCCUAUAUUUGUAAUGCCUAAUAAAGGUUUGGUGUAGUAAGUAAGUAAGUAUAAUUAUAGGACAAGUCUGGUUUGUUCUUUUUCAUGGCAAUGGAAGUGUCUCAGAUAUGUUUCCCCGCCCCCUUAUAGCUUAAUUUGGAAUUUAAACUCUUUUGCUUGACAAUAGCCAGUCACUAGAACAUAAAAGAUAUAUAGACAACCUGGCUGGAUAGGUAAUUACUGUUCAUUUUUCAGGACUAGCCUUCUGACAAAUUGAGACCUUUUCUAUUAUUAUUUUUUUGCAAACAAUUAUCCAUGACCCUAUAUUACAGCACCCUUUGCAUACAUCCGUCUUUGGGGAAAACACAAAGCUCUAAUAGUUCAUAAUUUGAGAGCAGCAACACAAUGCAAUAUAGUGUUUUGUUCAGGAGCAAUAAUCUUUUUCUACACAAUUCCUGUGCUAACCAGCUCCCUGUAUUGCAGUGUCUCAUUUCAUUCUUUCAUCUCAUGCCCACACAGAUGCAUGCACUUGACCUGAUUCAUUACAUGUGUGCUAAAAACAAAGGCGACUUGGCAUCAGCUUGUGCGUGGUUAUUUGGUUUGAAUGAGUUCAUACAAGUUAAGUGAAGCUUGUAUACUUGGAAGUCUUGUCAUAAUGCUUACUAUACAUGUAGCAAAUAUUGUGUGAAUUAGCUUCAAGUGCAGCAGAAUGAGGCGGGGGGAGAGAAUUGUAUCAAGUCUGGAGGUAGGGGGUGCCAAAUACAGUUUUUAAUGGUCUCAAAUGUUAAAAAAGAACCACAUGAGAAGGCUGGGUUACAAUAUCUAAUAUAUAGCCUACCACUUUAGGAUUCCAUAACUUUAUUCUGCUACUUGUGUAGAUCCAGCCUCAGUCUUGUCUUAAAAUAAUAAUAAUAAUAAUAAUAAUAAUAGUAAUAAUAAUAAAUUUUUAUUUAUAUCCUGCCCUCCCCAGCCGAAGCCGGGCUCAGGGCAGCUAACAACAAUAAAACAGUACAACAGUACAACACAACACAACACAACACAACACUCUAAAAUCAUUCAUUAUAAAAUUAAUUCAAAUCAAACCAAUGACAACCAUUGGGCCAGAGCUCCGUGAAGAUUGCCGAAGGAGGGAGUCAGGCUGUGCCCUGGCCAAAGGCCUGGUGGAACAGCUCUGUCCUGCAGGCCCUGCAGAAAGAUGUCAAGUCCCGCAGGGCCCUACUCUCUUGUGACAGAGCGUUCCAAUAGCAAUGGACAGUAGUCUACAGUUUAGGAAAACCACGGUGCUUCUGCAGUUGAUUAUGAAAUGGCAAAGAGCUGCUUUCAAAUGGCACAUGUAAAUCAUCUUUCAAACACUCAUUCUUUUGGAUCAUGGCCAAAGCUAACACCAUCCACUUCAAAGAAGGUCUCUACCUUUUUCUAGACAUAAUUCAGAUUCUCAAGAUUAGAAGUUUUUCCUGUAAACUAGGAUACCUCCGGUGCCAUCAUUGCAGCAAUUCAACAACUAAUUAAUUUCCUUUUAGUUAUCAGGUAUUCAUUCCCUUUCGUGUGUUACCUCUGAGUAUCUGGGUCUCUAAUCUGGGUUUCUAAAAAUGAAGCCGCACUGAACAGUUUGAAAAAAGUAUUAGAAGGAAAAUGGAAGGCGAAGUACAAUUGUUCCAAGACACCAUUAGUAUAUCAGAGGCGGUUCUCUCACUUCCAUGUAAGUUACUGCCUGUUUUUCUGCUGAGUUCAAGUUAGAUAUCUUCCAUGCAUAUCUUUCAAUACCUUGGUGGGUGUCAUAGUUAAAAAUUUCCUGAUUUUUCCUACCCAUGGUGCACAGUACAGCUAUCAAAGAAAUAAUUUGAAUGGCCAUAAGAUAAGAAUAGCUGUAGUCAUUGUCGCUGUUUUAUCAUACUGUGCUUCCAGCUUGUACAAGAUCUCCAGUACCUCUUGAAGGAGACUGUGAAACUGGGCCAGUGCUAUCUGGGGAACCAUAAAUCUUGCAAUAUAUUAAAAAGUGUAUGAACAAGCCCUUAGAGGUUGAUCAGCAUGAAAUGCAAUGCUAAAUGGAUGUUAAUGGGCUAUCCUUAACUCUUAUUAGAUUGAGCAACAAUCUGCAGUGCAACAAUUUAGUCUUUAUGGUGCCACAAGACUCUUAUUUGCUCAGCCUGAAUGUGCAUUGUCUACCUUUGUGCAUAUGGUUCACAACUUUGCUACCUGCUGAGAAAACCUUUCUUUUGAAGUGGAGAGGAACCAUAGAAGUUGAGCAUAUGCUGUACAUGCAGUAGGGUCCUGUUUGCACAUCACCCCCAAUCUCUGAGCAGUGUGAGAUUCCAGGGGGUUCCAGGUGCUUUACACAGGGUUCCUGCUCUCUUUUGGAAAUGAGGCACAGUGGAGACUGUGGUGUAUUUAUGACUUAUGGUUUAUGCCUUGUGUGCCUCCUUUUGGCAACUUCUGGCCACUAAGCUGGUGCCAAACGUAUUGUUCUGCUCUCCUUUGGAGCGCAUCAGCGAGGUCUUGUCAUCUGGGAUCUCCAUACAAGCUGCUCAGACUUGUGCCCCAGGGAAGUCAUUUUGGUGCUGCUAACACAGUGGUUUGACUUUACCACUGGAGGAGGUGCACUCCAUUGUCUCUCGAGACAGAUGGAUGCCAACGACAGCAACACACAUAUAUAACCUGAGCCUAUAGUGUAGUUCAUAGCAUUGGCCCCCCAAGAGGGACUUGUUUCUCCCAUAGCCACAGCCUUGGAUUCAGACAGACAUCAACCAUUGCUCUCAAACAUCUCUCUGACUCUCCUGCUUGCUGCUUUGCUUAUCCCAGUCACAUAACUCCCAACUCUAAAACCCCUCUUCCAACUCUGCCUUUGUCUUCAAAAACUAACCAUGAGUUGAGAGGGCGGGUGCUGUCUGGCACAGAACCCCUCCUCACCUUCACCCCAGGUGACUUCCUCAUCAGGAAACUGGCCUGGCUUAUGUUUCAACAUUUGCUGAAUCCAGGGGUUCAGUGUGUGGCACCCAGAAACUCAUGACACGGGGGAGACUGGCACCCACAAACUCAGUCCAAAAUUCAGCCCCUCCCCUCCCCAAUUAAAAGUAUUAGGUAACAAAAAGACAGGAAAGACUCAAAUGAACGUACCAUAUUUUUCCGUCUAUAAGACGCCCCCAUGUAUAAGACGCCCCUAUUUUGGGGGACUCAGAUUUAAGAAAAUGGCCUCGGCACUAUCCGUGUAUAAGACGCCCCCUUAUUUUUGACAUUAUUUAUUAGGGGGGUGAAACCUAGUCUUAUACACAGAAAAAUACACUACUUUCAGUCAUUAUGUUAUUUGUUUAAAUAUUUAUAGACCACACUUUCAUAUGAAAUAUUGCAAGGUAGUAUACUACCUAAAAAUGCAAUACUACAGUAAACAUAAUAAAAAUGUCAAACACACCAGUAAAAGCUGUAUAGCAAAACAAAACUAAGCAAAACCCUCAGGUUUGAACGGCCAGUCUGAAUAAUACAGUUUUUAAAAGAUGCCUGAAAGAGAGCGGGGAUGACUCUUGCCAAACAUCUGUUGGCAAGGAGCUCCACAGAGCAGGGCUUGUCAGUCCCUGGUAAAGGCCAGCCAAACUUCAGGAGUAUGUGGGACUGCUGAAAAUGCCCCAUUGGAAGACCUCAGCAACACAGGUGAAGCAUAUGAAGUCAGGUGGUCCUUAGACAAUACUAGGCUGGGCUAGAUGAACAUGUAGCAUAAGGCAGCUUCUUCUGAACUGACUUCCCCUCUGAAUCCUUGCAGUGCAUGAUAAAACAUCAUUGACUCAAAGCACAUAUGUUAUUGAAGAGUCCUGCUGAAGUUCUAAGGUUCUAAAAAUUACCCAAGGAAACCCACAUUCUAGCAAAAUGCUCUCCACCAGAUGUCCAGCUCUACAAUUAAUGCACUUUGUUUUUCUUACGCACAUGCUCAUUUAUAAAGCACGAACCUUCAGCCCAGCUUUCCAUAGGAAAGAGGUAUUUCUUAACAGCAGCUGUAGCUAGAAAGGAUGCUACCAAAUCUUCUUCUGCUCUGUUGAUCAAGGAGAAAGCCACAUGCUAUCAAAGGCUGCGUAGAUGAUGCAGACACCAAGUGAUCCUGUGGCUUCUGACUGUGCCCACUAGUUAAAGCCAGUGUCUGGACUCUCUGAAAGGGAAACUCCUAUGUGAGCAAUGUUAAGGAAUUGCUCAUGUGGAAGGAAGCCCUUUCAAACGGGAUGGCAACCUGAAAACGCAGGUGUUUUGUCGGAAGGAUUUUAGUUCAAGUGCAGUGAAAUCUUUGAGAGUUUUCCCCCCUAACACCCCCUUCCCCAUGGAAUGGCAGUCUUCAUUCCCGAAUUGGGGGUGGGGUGGGGGCUGUGAAGGCAAGUGUGCAUAGCUAUUAGUAUUGUGAAAGAAAGCUACAUAAGCAAAAGGUAAAUGUAGCACAAUUUGUCCCAGUUGUGGGGAAUAAAAUCUUGGAAUGUUUGAAUAUUUAAAUAUUGAAGAAGUUGGGUAUGUGCAAUCUGGAGAGGAGAUGAUUAAGAGGUGAUAUGAUGACCAUUUUCAAAUACAGUCAUACCUUGGAAGUUGAACGGAAUCAGUUCUGGAAGCCAGUUUGACUUUCAAAAUGUUCGGAAACCAAAGCAUGACUUCUGAUUGGCUACAGGAAGCUGUGGAAGCCCAGUCUGACAUUCGGGUUCCAAAGAACGUUCUCAAACCGGAACACUCACUUCCGGGUUUGCGGCGUUCGGAAGCCAAAACGUCCGAGUACCAAGGCGUUUGGGAUCCAAGGUACGACUGUAUUUGAAGAACUGUCACAUAGACAUUGGAACACAUUUGCUUUCUGCUGCCCCAGUGGGUUGAGAUAUAACUCAACACUCUUACCCAACUCUUGAACUCAGCACACUUACCCCCAAAAUACUUUUUUGGUGAUACACACGUAGCCACCUUAUGAUACACAGCAAUAUUUUGUUGCAAGUGAUAUUGUAACAAUAUAAUUGUGAAAUGUCUAAAGAAUCUAGGCCUGAUUCAGGGCGUAUAAAUAGACAGACCUUGUCCAUUGGGCUUGCAUUCUAAUUAGGCAAAACUAAAACUAUAAGUAUAACUAAGAGAUUGAAAACUGGAGGAGGAACAGAUGAACAGAAAUAAUUAGGCAUAAGCUAGCUGACAUAAAGAUUUUUUUUUUCCAUUAAGGAAUGAUAAGGAACAUUUAAAUAAAUGUUAAGAGACUAAUUAAGUGAGUAAAUUAGCUGGUAAAUAGAUUAGAGAAAGGAAGAAGCAUGAAGUGGUGGGAAGGACACAGCAUUUAGCAAAGUGAAACUAAAAAUAAAAGUUAAGUCAGAACUAGAGAAUGAAAGUGAAUACAUGAUCAUUAUAUAAAAAAGGGUAGGUAAUGGAAUGCAAAACACAAACAAAAAGCUUAAGGUGCGCAUAAGGAAAAAGCAACUAAAAGAGCAUAACAAUUAUCCAAUCAGGAUAAAAUAAGAGAAUGAGCCAAAGUGUGGGCAGAAUAAACAGAAAGAAAAGAGCAAAUGUUAGCAAUAUUUGACAAGUGAACACAGUGAAAGUUAGGAAAUGAUGAAAUCUGAGAAGAAGAAAAUAUAACAAAAUAAGACCAAGUUCUCUUGGUUGAAGAAAAGAAAAGAAAAGAAAAGGGGAGGUAGACUUCGGAAAUACAGCCAAAACUAGAAAAAAUAGAAAUGAACAGACAGUGGAAAAGGAAUGCAAACAAGGAGCAGGGGUGAGUGAGGGAUACCGCUAGAUUCAAAGCAUGGCGUGCAAAAGUGAAUAAAAGACAGGAAAGUUUAAAAGAAUCAAGAAGAGCAAGAAAAUAUUGAAGUGACAAACAUGAGACUGGUUGACGUGGAUGUUUUUGUUUUUCAAGAAUGGAUUUUCCUUUUCCCAUAUAAUAUGCAACUAGGAAAAUAAGUUAGGUUUCCAAAGUUAUUCAUAAGACUUAAUGACAGUUCGGUCUUACUGUUUUAUUGCACUCAUGGUUUGGUGUGAUUAAAAAACAUAUGCACUUCUUGUAUCUGUGAGGAUGAAGGGCAGCCUAAAAGCAUUCUUAUUAAAUGAAUAAAUGAAAUAAAAAUGCAUCUAAACCAUUGUACAAUGUGACCUAAAAAUUAUCACAAUAAACAGUAGAAAACAUAGGAAAAUGCCAUAUGCUGAGAAGGACCAUUGGUCUGUUCUAGCUCAUUAUUGCGUACACUGAUUGGCAACAACUGCCCAGGGUUUCAUGAAGGAGUCUUUUCCGACUGGGGAUUGAACUGGGAACCUUCUGCAUGCAAGGCAGAUGUUCUGUCUUUGAGCUAUGGGCCUUCCUACCAUGCACUUUGACUUGCAAAGGGAGUCUUCAUCUGUUGCUCUGCCUCAGUCAGCAAAAUAAAUUGGGCAAACGUAAUAGUACGAAAACUUAGGCGGGCAUUUGUGCACCAUAAGGUCCUACUGAACCAAAUGAGUCUUCAAGAGAUGCUGAAAGCUUAUCACCAUACCAGUGGUAAAUUAUGGGAGAGGACAUUCCACAUACCCCCGCAGAAUAGGCCAUUUGGUUGCUGAAUUUCAGGUUUCCCUAUGUUGUGGGACAACCAGAAUUCAGCGCAUCAGCCACUGAACUUAGCACAUGGAGAGAUUCAUGCUGGAGGAAUGCUCCUUCAAAAAUGCAGGUGUCAAGUUGUUUAGGGCUUUGUAAGUCAUUACCGGUGUACCUUGAGUAUACUUGAAGGACGUUACAUGUACUGAAAUCAGAAGAUUCAAGACACCAACCACAUCUAAAAUAUGGCACAAUUCAAGAACCCAGUUAAAUGAAUUGAUUCUAUGGUAUGAAGUUGAUUUAUGAUGAUGACAUGAACUAUGGCAAGUCUCUGUCAGUACCUAUCUACUAAGAAGUCAAUCCCAAUUGCACUUCCAGGUAAGUCUGUAUAAGAUUGCAAAUGCAGCCUAUUUUUCCUGCAUUAUUUAAGAUUUAAGAUGCAAGAUUUAAGAUUUUGUAUGUAGUUCUUUGAUACCUGAUAAACUCAUUUAAAAAUGUUUCUAGUUUCCCCCUAUCUUUUAUAUUUAACUUAUAACUAAAAUAAGAGAGGGAGAAUAGUGGAUGUGUCUAACAUGGUGUACUUUUUCAAGGCACAUUCCAAUAACCCUUGUAGCACACUAUGGUCCGUGAGACUAUCUCUAUUGUGCGAUCUUUGUAAGAUUCCCUGGGGCAUCUCAAUGGCCAUGUGAGAUAUUUAGUGCUGGCUCACAUUAUCCUUUUUUGUGUGGUCCAGCAUGAUACUUAGAAUCAUAGAGCUGGAAGGGACCACAAGGGCCAUCUAGUCCAACCCCCUGCAAUGCAGGAAUCUUUUGCCCAACAUGGGCAACCCUCAAACCCAUGACCCUGAGAUUAAGAAUCUCAUGCUCUACCGACUGGCCUAUUCCACUUCUUCUAGUGUCUUUUUGUUUUAACUUCUAUUUCUAUGUGUGUUUCCAAAAAACUGAAAAUACACUUUUGUUAGCAUCCUCUUUUAUGCUGGUGAGUUAAACGGGUAUCUCUUGUAAUUGCUACUGUUGGUAUUAUUAUUAUUUAUAUAUAACAUGCUAUAUUUAAAUCAGAACAAACCCUUCUGUGCCCUGCAUUGCAACUGUUAGGUAGACCAUAUGUUAAUAAGAACAUUUCAUUGUAAGUAAACAGUUUAUUGCACUUGAAAAUAACCAGUCAGGCUCAAAAAGACUUUCACCAACAGCACAGGCUUGUAUGAUGUGUAGAAAUUAUUAUCACCACUCAAUGACAUUUAUUUUAUGUAUAUAUAUUUUUAAAUAACUGACACAAUGGCCACAUUCACACAUAAAGCUAAGCCAAGUUGUGUGGUUUGUUUAACCCAUAAUGUGCACAAUCACACAGCUCAAAUGCUCUUAUUUUGCUCUUUCUUUUGUCUAUCAAGGAGCAACAAACCAUGAGCCUUGACGUAGUGUGAUGUCCAAACCAUUGCACUUUGUUUUUUAUUAAUCACUGCCCAUCUCAAAACCACAUGUCAUUAAAAAUAUAGUAGUGCAAACAGCAUUUAUACCAGUGGAGACUGCAAAACUCUUCCAUCCUUCUAAAAAAAUGUCAGAGUUUCUGUGGUCUGAGAGAAGAUAGAAGAACCACAGAGGAAAUUCAGAAAGGCUGUAAUUGCAUGAUGGUGUUGUAUGGAUGUCUUGCAAAAAGUGAGUGAACAAACCACAGCAAUUUCUCGGUGAGCUUCUAUUGUGGAAGCACCGUUUCAGCCUUGAAAGUAAUGUGUACUAAGAAAACGAUAUUAUACUAAUGGAUGGCUUUGAUUUCUGAAUAUGCGCAAGCCUCACGUGAAAAGAGAGCCAACUGCAAUUUUCAGUAGUGCUUAUCGGUGCUUUUGCUGAUUUUAAAGUUCUGUCGUGUGCUUCUGCUUUUAUUUUUCUAAGAUGAAAGAUAAAUUGGUAAGAAUUGCUAUUUAAACACAAGCAUUUUUAAAUAGGCGGUGAAGUUAGAGGACCUGCAGGUGUGUGGUGCAGAAAGCAGAUAAAUUCUUUAAAAUAGUUUCAUGGAGGUGGUUUUGAGUAGGCUGGGUAGCAAUAAAGGUCUAGGAAUUGUAUACUGUGAAGUGUAGCAGUAUUUAUUUACCUGUCAUUCAAAACCCUCAUCCUUCUGCCAUACUUAGAAACAUGCCCAUGCAGCCCACUGGUGGGCGUGCCCACAUCUUUCUUUUAAUAAAGAAUGACUACAUAAGGUGUUUGAACUUUUAAAUCUUCUCAUUCCUGAGAUAAUCUUCAAAACACAUCACCAAUGCAGAUUACAUAAACCUAGUACAGGAGCCUUGCAGUACUGUUUAGGGCUCAUGAGAUGGUGGGAACAGGGAGGUUAUAGGAUGGGGUAGGUAAGAGAAUAUAUUUUUUCCUCUUUCCCACUAGCCUUGAAACCUUCGCCAGCCAAGCAGGUGUUUAUGAAGUGAUGCUAACUGGUGGGAUAGAUAUGUCAGUUUGCAUUUCUUAGUGCAGAAAAUACACAUCCGAUAUGUAGAGAUCUUUCCUAUUCUAAUUAAUUCAAGAGGGUUCUGGAAGCUUCUCUUGGUGAAAGAAACAAGCAGAAGGUUCAUGGUGUUUGGGUUAUUCCUUCAGAGAAGCUGAGUACAACUGGCUUAAAGUGGUUGUCUUAUCUCUUUCUGUCAAGGUCAUGCCGACUAUACAUGUAGGGCCAGAAGGAGCCUGCGUUUCAGUUUCUUUUUCUAUCUCUUUUCCUUCUGGUGUGGUGUUCCGUACAUAGUAUGCUUAGUGUUAAGGUUUGGACUUAUUAUAAGUUAUUGUAAGUUUAAGUUAAGUCUGCUGCAACUGGAUUUCUUUUGGACAGUGCCAAUUGUGAAUGUAUUGGAUUUGUGAGCAUUUGCCUUCAGUAGCAGUAAAGCUCUGCUGGAUGAAAUAUACCAAUUGCCUCUGGUCUAUUUUUUGGGAAUCCUGCAACGCAUUUAAGUUGUUACUCUCCUACUAUACGUUGGAAUCUGCUCUGGAUCAACACUGAGUAGAAUUUCAGUGACAAGAUAAGCACCAGGGCAACAGUUCCUGAUAAAGUAGAGGCUAGGUGAUGAAAUGUAAAAGUUUAAGCCACCUAGCUCUCCACAACGUCACCUGCCAAUUUAAUUUGAGGAAGAUGAACUGACUAGGAGUAUAUUCACAUUACCAUGGACUAUGCUUUCAGUGCACUCGCACAUGACAUUAGCCACAAUCCAUAUUGAUUCUCCCAUUUCUUGACCAGCACUGCUUCAAUCCAACUAGAAAACUGGAUUUGAAGUUAGAGGUAAUGUGAACAUAUCUUAACAGCCGCUGUGCAUGUGCAGGUGAGCACCCAUGCACAGUGGUGAAGCUGCAUGCUCUGGCACUGGGGGGGCAGAGAGCAGGCGGGGGCAUGGCUGCUGCACGUCCCGGGGCUAUGGUGCGCAUCCUGGGGCGUGGCACGUCACCCCGUGGGGUGUGGCAUGCAUCUGGGGGCGUGGCUCCCAGCAUGGUGGGGGCGUGUACGGUUCCUGUCCGGGGGCAGCUGCGAUGGUACCCCCCUCCCCGAUGGUGCCGGGGGCUGUGUGCUCUCCCCAUUCCUCCGCCAGUGGCCAUGCACAGAUGACAGCUUCAUGAAUAGAACUUCUAAGGGGGUUGCAUGAUUGGGAAACCCAAAGCAUCCUGUGCAUCAGGUGAAGGCCUCCUCACCCCUUAUCUGAUGUGAGCACCGUGCAAAUGGGGUUCAAAAUAUGUGGGAGACCAUGCCGCAUUUUAAGCUGCUAAUAUGAACAAAUGCUAAGCAGGAGUUAAACUCAUCCCAAGUUAUGCAAGAACCUUUUAUCUUCAAGUCGAGAUGUGACCAUUUUAAAGUUUAAAAAGGUUUCUGUUCCUGAAGUGUAUUUACAUCAAUACAGUGGUACCACGGGUUACAUACACUUCAGGUUACAUACGCUUCAGGUUACAGACUCCGCUAACCCAGAAAUAGUACCUUGGGUUAAGAACUUUGCUUCAGGAUGAGAACAGAAAUCGUGCUCCGGCGGUGCAGUGGGAGGCCCCAUUAGCUAAAGUGGUGCUUCAGGUUAAGAACAGUUUCAGGUUAAGAACGGACCUCUGGAAUGAAUUAAGUACUUAACCCGAGGUACCAGUGUAGUACUUUAGAACUUGAGCUCCAAAAAGAAGAAUAAGGAAAGGAAAAAAAGACCAUCUGUCCCAGUAUUACAACACCACCCCUUGUAAAACCUGGCAAUAAUUCUUGGCAAAGGGAUAUUGUUUAAAUAUUUGAUUUUCCAGGAGGAAUAACAAGCAUUAGGGAACAUUCAGAACUGUGGAAGGAACAGUGGUUUGUAGCAGGUAGCCUCUCGGUUUUGCCAUUUAGCAUUUUAGUUUCUGGUUUGAUUAAUUAUUUACUCAUUUGUUUUAUCUCUAUGGCACUUCAUAUUCAUGCGAAUCCCCAAAGGGUUUACAACCAGUCAGAAGCAACAGCAAUAAACAUACUGGAACAUCAUUGUUACAGCACACACACACACAAAAUCACAAUUACAAUGCCUGGGCCAAUUAAAGCUGACCAAACAAGUCAUAUACUGUAAUAUUAAUAAAGUGAUGCAAUGGGAAUUUAUGCCUGUAAACAUGACAUGGUGAGAAUUUCAUUGAACAUGCACGUGGCACAGAGACUAAAAUUUAAUAUGCAAGGAAAUCCAUUUUGAUCAUGAAACACAAGCAGAAAGGGGUACCAGGAAAUCACAUGCAUUAAAUAAAGGCCAUGGUAACCAUCUGUUCAUAAUAAUUGAAUUGCUACUGAAUAUAAACUAAAAAGGAAGGGAAGAAAUUGAGUAUAAUAGACAGCAUUUCCAGUUUUCCAUCAGAAAUACAAACAAAAUCUUCUCCAGAUUUAAUCCUUUUGUCUUUUAUGUCUAAAGAGUAUAAAUCAUUUUUUGUGCAUAUUUUUUAUUAAAUUUUCUCUUUUACAAUUUAGAAUAUUCAUUUAAACAACCUUAAAAUGUCAAUGACUUUCAUUCUUCUCUUUCCAUGGUUCAUUUUGCAUAUAUAAAUCCCUGCAUAUUUUACAUAAACUAAACCAUUCAUUAAUCCAUUAUUGCAUCCAUCAAAACUUGUUUCCACUGUUGAAUUUAUCUUAAUGCUUCCAACGUUAAGAAUAUAAGUCAUUUUUCUUCCUCAAAGAUUUUGCUUAAGACCAAGAACAAAAGCUGAGAAGAAGAUACACUUCUUGACAGAAAGUCGCCUGAUGUAAUCCCAGACUAUUUGUAUUAAAGUGGAUUUUAGUGGAACGUUUAAAUGUUACAAAACAAAAUAAAGAUAUUUAUUUAAAAAAUAAUGCUAAUAAUGUUAUAAUGUUGGAAGGCUAUGUGAGUUUACUCACCUAACCUUUCUAUACUUCUUACAGUAUAGUUAUUAAGAUUCUAACAUACAAAUUAGGGAUGAACCCUAAAACCCACAAAACAUCAUUGAUGUGACACCACAAUGAGAUAUGCGCAAUUCUUACCACAUGGCUAAUUGUGGUCACUAACAGGCAUAGUCCUAUGCAAACUUACCUAAGAUUGAAUUCCACAUAAUUAAAUGGAACUGGCUUCUGAGUAGACACACAUAGGAUUUUGCUGCAAACUGAUAUGUCAAAAGUUGACCCAUAUAAUAUCACUAAUUACCUUAAAUCUCAGCUCUUUGAGUCAUAGUAAGAUUCAUAACCUCACUUUUCAAGGUAAUAUAUGAAUUGCACACUGGAAUCAAUAGAUGAAGCAUGCGUGAGUUCUUGAAAAUUAUAAUCUAGGUCAUGGUACUAUGAGCACAACUCUGCCCUCACUUUAGCAUAUUUUGAAAUGCUUGGGGUCAAAAGUCUGUGGCGGGUGGUGGUGGGGGAACUAGAGUGCUUUAAUAUUUGAUUGAGUUAAAUAAGUACGGGCACUGCUCCACUGCAGCACUUUGCACUAAUGUAGCUCUGGCAAAAAGAUGGACAGUUAAACAAGCCAUAUUUAUUGGCUGCUGACUCUAUUUGAAGCUUCGGAGGAAUAUACAGUGAUACCUUGGGUUAAGAACUUAAUUUGUUCUGGAGGUCUGUUUUUAACCUGAAACUGUAUUUAACCUGAAGCACCACCUGAAGCACCACCGGAGCACGAUUUCUGUUCUCAUCCUGAAGCAAAGUUCUUAACCCAAGGUACUAUUUCUGGGUUAGUGGAGUCUGUAACCUGAAGCAUCUGUAACCUGAAGUGUAUGCAACCCGAGGUACCACUGUACAGGAAAGAGAGCAUUACAGUGGUACCUCAGGUUAAGUACUUAAUUCGUUCCGGAGGUCCGUACUUAACCUGAAACUGUUCUUAACCUGAAGCACCACUUUAGCUAAUGGGGCCUCCUGCUGCCGCUGCGCCGCCGGAGCACGAUUUCUGUUCUCACCCUGAAGCAAAGUUCUUAACCUGAAGCACUAUUUCUGGGUUAGCGGAGUCUGUAACCUGAAGCGUAUGUAACCUGAAGUGUAUGUAACCCGAGGUACCACUGUAGUAUCUUGAUAUGUGAAUCUAUGAGGAAGCUACUGAUUACCCUUGCAUGCUGAUAUGUGUGUGGGGGUGUUAAAAAAAAGAAUAGCAGCAGGCGUACAGAGUUCUGUCCCCCCCCCAUUGGGGGUGCCCCACACAUAUGUGUGAUACCUGACACGGCGAGUGCUUGACAUUACACGGCAUGAAGGGGCCCGAUGGGGCCCUUUGCGCCCUGCAAAAGCCCCCCCCCCCGGAAUGUCCUUCCCCUAGAGGCACAACUGGCUACAACACUUUUGUAAUUUGGUGCCAUGUGAAACCUCUUAUGUUCACCUCGGCCUUUUAGAGCUAAUUAGGAGUUUUGACACUGCUGCAAGCUAGGAGUUUGGUUUGUGGCUCCUUGUGUGCUUUUAAGAACAUGUGGGAUUUUAUCUGCUUUUAUAAAUGGUACUAAAUUCAGUUUUAUUGCAACACUGUUCUACUGUUUUAUGGUAUUGCGACCUGCUGUGGAAUCGUAUGGUGAAAGGUGAGCUAGAAAUUGCCUUACGAGUAUAUUGAAUAUUAUUUACUAGCGGUAAAUAUUACUAUUAUUAAUAAUUAAAUAUUAUUUUUUAAAUAUAUAUAAAUAAUUUAUGGGACAAGCGUUUGACACCUAAAAAGCGGCUGUGUGUGUGUGUGUGUGUGUAUAAUGCAGAACAUGCUAAUUAUCUCUUGUUUUAUCUCCCCCGUUACUGAAAGUCUAUACCACAAUAGCUUUCCUAACCUUUCUAUGGCAAUUCAAAGCAAAAUUAUUAACUUUGACCAUUCCUCCCUCUCUUGGGCUAUUCCUUUCCAUGUGCAGAUGCAUCAUACCUGCCAUUCACACCUGCUUGCCCACUGAGAGCAAUCAAACAAUACAAGCCAGCAGCUGUUUUAUGACCCAGAUAAAUCAGAUGGAGACAUGCCGCUGUUCUGUGUCAAAGUAACCUUUUUGGAUGUUGUCUUCCAACUUUUUCCUCUAUGGAGACUGCUUCCAUAUGGCAAGGUCACUUCGCUCCCCCCUCCCCGCCCCCGCAUGUGGCCUUCUCCAUAUGCCCAGGUUACUUAUGAAAAAGCUGGUGGGCAGUCAAUGGCGAAAGCUUUCUUUUUUCUUGGCGCAACCUUGACUCCUCUACAGUAAUUUGUUUCUUUUCAGAGAGUUCUCCUUCUCUCCCAUCCGAGAGAAAAUAACACUCGGGAGUCACUCUUCUCCUUGCUAAUCAUAUCACUUGUCUAAGGGAAGCUGCUGCUGUCACAAAAAUCGUAUUUGCAACAUGGAAUGGGUUUCUCACGGCUGGCAAUUAUCCAGGUUAAGUCAUUCAUUCUUGACAACUUCUGUUACUUGAAUCACUCAGCCUGAAAAACACACACAAAAAUUAUGUUAUCUCCAAAUAUGUUUUAAUUAAAAGCCUUUGCAUAAGAUUUUUCCUAAAUAGAGAAGGGAAAAAAGAUAUACAGCCCAUUAUGAUGUGUGAAAAUCAUGCCAUAGUUUAUUUUGUUAUGUGUACAUGAGAUUAAGAAACCAGUACAUGAAGUUCCUUCUAGGUGUUUGUAUGCAUCAAAAUAUAACAGCCUGCAGUUUUCACACAUCUUGUUGUAUACAUUUUUCUCUACAUGGAAAUUAAUGCAGUGCAGUGUUGCAUUAAACAGCCUUAAUAUUUAUUCAAUUCAUGUUGGGGGAGAAAGUGUUUAUACCUUAAUAAUGAAUAUUUUCUCUUUCGCAAUGGUUUUACUGUUGGAACUAACAUCUGUUAUGUGAAUGACGCCUAACAAGACACUCCUUUGCAUGUUUACUCAGACAUAAGUCCCACUGUGUUCAGUGGGACUUAUUCAUUGUGAACAUGUCUGAGGACGUGGUACAAUGAAAGGAUAGUCAAAUUAAUUAUCAGUACACAUAUUGUGACAAAAACGGGAGCAAAAUAAUUCAGUGAUAAAGAUGAAAAACUUUGUACUAGACAUGAAGCAGAUGUGACUGAUGCCAAUCUUUUUGUACUUCUGUUUCGCCAUUGCAAUGGAUUUUGUAACAUGCUUCCAUAAUCUGAUUUUUUUUAAAAAAGAAAAUUUUUUGAUUAUAGGACCGUGUGUUAGGACACAUUUGUGCAGAAUGAGAGGCAAAAGUGUCAUUUGAACAAUCCAAACCACCCAGUUAUAUGCAUAUUCCAUAGUACAGCGGUACCUCGGGUUACAUACGCUCGAGGUUACAGACUCUGCUAACCCAGAAAUAGUGCUUCAGGUUAAGAACUUUGCUUCAGGAUGAGAACAGAAAUCGUGCUCCGGCGGCGGGGCGGCAGCAGCGGGAGGCCCCAUUAGCUAAAGUGGUGCUUCAGGUUAAGAACAGUUUCAGGUUAAGAACGGACCUCCGGAACGAAUUAAGUACAGGUACCACUGUAUAUCUAUCAGUGCAGGAAAGCCCCAUGCAGUGAUGGUUUUGCCCCCUUCUCUCAUAGGAUAUGAGCAGUAGCAUCAUUUCAGGACAAGGGAGCAAAUAUGCUUUAAACUUCUCUGGCAUUGUCUUUACUGCAGCCAACAGGCAUAGGGAAAUCACAAAAGUACCACCAUUGAUCAGAAAGCACUGCCCCAUCACUAAGCCAUGACUUGACAGGACAAAGGAAUGGGCAACAGAUGCUGGGAGGCAGUGUUAUCACAGAUAUUCCACGCAGCCGUAGCGUGCCUCCUCAUUCUUCCGGAAGCUGGUAGAGGAGAACACAAGCUUUUCGAUACAAAGUUGAAGUAUGCAGGAGAAACAAGCCUGUACUCUAGACAUCAAAAGAUGGGGGAAACUGUUCUGUUUAUCUGUGUCUAUCCUUUUGUAGCUUUUGGAAAGUUUCCUGAUGACAGACAAAUCAAAUUGUUGCAGGCUUUGGCAGUUUUUGCAACUAUCUUCCACCAGUCAUUUUGGUUUUGUGCUCCCCCCCCCCCCUUUUAUAUAUAUAAAAAAGGGAGUGUGUUCCAUUUCUGUAAUGAAGGAUGUAAAAUCAUGAGAUUGUAGCAUAAAUAUGAUGAAUGCUGUGGAAUAUCUGUCUGCCUGCGAUCAAAUAGAAGCUGAAGUUUGUUACUACCUUAAGAAAUGAAACUGACUACACUAGUUUGAUUACAGAUCUGUUUCUCAGUUGUUACACAUUUACAGCAUUUAUCACUGCCACCACCCUGGAAGUGGAUCAAGUUUUGUUCCUCGCUUUCCGUCAAAUGCAGAUAUACAGCUGAUACAGAUAUAGAUACACAUAUUCAUAUACAGAGAGACGGAGGGGCCUUGUACAGUCCUCAUUAUUUAAUUAGGCUUUUAACCCCUAAUUAAACAUUUGGCUGGCAGUGAAAGGGAAAGUAGAAGGCAGAGGGCCUUUUUGGCAGUGGUGGCCUCCCUGUGAAACACCCCCCACCUUCAGAUGGCAAGGAGAUAAAGAACUACAAACUUUCAGAAGACUUCUGAAGGCAGCCCUGUAUUGGGAAGUUUUUUAAUGUUUGAUGUGUCCAUCUCCUUCUCCCUGCACCUGAUUACAUGUUUAAUCAAGGAUUUAAACCCUAAUUAAACAUCUAGUUGGCAGUGAAGAGGGGAGGAAGGAAGGAAGGAAGGAAGGACAAGAGAGAGUCUCUUCCUAUGUCAUCUCCCCCCCUCCACCAACCCUAUCUUUAAUUAGUGUUUAAAAUCCUGAUUAAACAUGUGGUUGCCUGAGCCCCCUGCUUUUAGCAGCCCUGGACUGCUCUGGGUGGGCCCAACAAGAAGCAGACCUGGAGCUGCCUUGACCUGCUCUGGACAAAUCCCAGGUUGACCCAAAUUGCCUGGUUUGGAUUAACAAUGAGUUUUUAGAAAUGAAAACGUCUCCACAUCAUGGAAUGCAAGAAUAUGAUAUGGUCGAAGAGAUCCCAAACUCAGGUGUGUGAGAGGUUUUAUGGGGCUUGGGGUGGGGCUGGCAGUUUUGCCAAUUUUCUGCACAAUCCAAAUCUCAGCUCCACCCGAGCGGAGAAGUUUGUAUGCAGCAGAUCUUGGGCUGUGCCAGCUGAGCUGGGGCGAAGAAGAGGAGGAGGAGGAGGAGGAGGAGGAGGAUGAGGAGGAGUUUGGAUUUGAUAUCCCACUUUAUCACUAUCCUAAGGAGUCUCAAAGUGGCUAACAUUCUCCUUUCCCUUCGUCCCCCACAACAAACAGGUGAGGUGAGUGAGGCUGAGAGACUUCAGAGAAGUGUGACUGGCCCAAGGUCACCCAGCAGCUACAUGUGGAGGAGCGGAGACGCGAACCUGGUUCACCAGAUUACGAGUCCCACCGCUCUUAACCACUACACCACACUUGCUCUCCAGUACUAAGCCAGUAUAAAUCCCCCAUCCUGGCUCAGUGGGCAUAAAUCCCAGCCCUGACUCUAGCAUAAGUUCUGCUGGCUUCCUAUUGUUUGAACCGCUCUAUUUGCCACAUCUCUGGCUUUAUCUGUAGGUGUGUGUGUGUGUGUGUGUGUGUGUGUUUGCUUAUGCUCACUUUAUGUUACUCACAUUUACUAUAGACCCGUUUUGUCCUUUGUCACAAAAUCUACUAGGCUUUCUGCUGCUGAUGUAGAUUCAAUAAUCCACAGUAGGUAUUUCUACUUGUGUAGUUCUACGGAACAUCCCUCCACCCCCCGCUGGUGAAAUAUGAUUCAUUGGAGGAUUGUGGAAGUAUUAGACUACAGCGCUUACAUCUAUACCCAGAGGCCCAUAUUCAUAACAUAAUUUGCAUGUGUAGACUUGACAUUACCCUUCUGUUCAAUGCUUACUCCGUUAUUAUCUGAGAAUUGUGCAGAUGACCUCUGUUCAUUUUUAUAAAUGACCACAUCUGCCUGACCUGCACCUUUAUUACUCCACCAUGUGAUUUUUUUUCAAUUAAAUAUUAUUAAUUAGAUGCUAUUGUUCUGUAUCUAGUUUUUUCAAUAUGUUAAAGAUUCUGCAGAAAAGUGGGGAGGGGGGAGAGUAAAAGGAAGCAAGCCACCCAAUAGGAAUAGCUUUUCUUUUUUCGUGUGAUUAUAUAUUCACAGCCAUGUAUAUACAUCUAUAUCCAUAUUGACCCAUGUGAAUUGCUAAGCAGCUGGCUCUCAUUUUGUAUGCAGCACCACACCCUUAUGCACAAUGAUUGUCAUAUAGACUCCUUUGCCACAACGAAUCGAAAGCCCAACUGGAUCAGAAUGUGCCACAGGGAGAGAGGGUCACAAAGUGAGGAAGGGAUAUAGAUAAAGUGCCCCUUUUAAAGCUGUACUACCAAAAUGAUUAAGGUUUUAAAUGACAAUUUUAGUUUAUAAUUUAGUGAUCAAGAUCUAAUAUAUAUUUUUAACUGCCACUAUAUCUGAAUUGUCUCUGUUAUACCCAAUUGCAAUUCAAUGUAUUCCUGUUGUGUUUUAUGAUUUCCCUGAUAUUGUAAGUGAGCCGGAACUGGUCUGUGACCGUAAUAAUAAAAUUCAUUCGUUCAAGCGCCCCUUUUCUCAUUCCCUCCCCCCCCUGCAUUGCCUCAGUUUUUCAAACAGCAAGUGUCUGCUUUCCUCAUUUGCGGUACAGUGGUGCCUCGGGUUAUGAACUUAAUGCAUUCCAGAAGUCAGUUCUUAACCCGAAGCGUUUUUAACCUGAGGCACGCAUUCCCUACAUAGGCGUCCGUGGCCCUGGAAGUGGAUUAUGUUCUUAUCCCGGGGCAAAGUUUGCAACCCGGAGCACCUACUUCCGGGUUUGUGGAGUUCGUAAUGCAAAGCGUUCAUAAGUAGGAUGGUUCAUAAUCCAAGGUACCACUGUAGUGGGCUUCUUGGCAAAAUGUGCAUAUGUAGAAAUAAGUGCAUUUGUCAGCGUUUCCAUGUGAAUUUUUCCUAAUGCAUGCAAAUUUACCUAAUAUAAACAUUUUUGCAAAAUAAUUGCAAAAACAGUUUUGCAAAAAAACAAAAAUAACAUUUUUGUAUGUUGUUUUCAGUAAAAUAUCAUUUUAUAAUAAUAAUAUAAUUUAUUAUUUAUACCCCACCCAUCUGGCUGGGUUUCCCCAGCCACUCUGGGUGGCUUCCAACAAAAUAUUAAAAUACAAUGGUCUGUUAAACAUUAAAAGCUUCCCUAAACAGGGCUGCCUUCAGAUGUCUUAUGCACGCUUUACCCUAGUCUGUGCAUUAUUGUUCUUAGUAUUAGUAUUUACAUAUUUCUUGGCUGGAGAACUGCACUGCAAAAUUUGGAGAACUGCAAAUUUUGAGGGAUGAUUGUCAGGGACUGGUGGGGCUCUGAGGAGUGAGUUGUGGAGGCAGGGGGUUGGGGGCUGCUGACACCAGAGAGCAGACCAAUGAUUUAUGGGGUUUGGUGUCCGCGUGAGGCAAGAGUCAGGGAGGGGGAAAGAAGACAGGUCAGAGCAGUCCAAGGCAGAGGGGCGAAUGCAGGACAUGUCAGAAGCAGAGGAAGAGGCUGUCCUGGCGAGGGACUACCUAUGCUGUAUGGCAAACAAAUACUGAAACAGCAUUUCAAAAGCAGUUCACAAUGUGGCACAGUGGCAGCAAGUAGGGUAGGAAGCUAUUCAAGGCAGAAAAAUAAACAAACUUUCCACUGGGCUGGGAAAAGCCUGGAUACUCUUUAGAGCCUGGCAAUAAAUUUGCUGUCAUUAGGCUAAUGGUGAAAUAACUGGCUUGGUGAAGUAUUUGAUUUGCAGAAGCAAAGAAAAAAAAUGAACUAUGCCAAUUUGGUUAUAUUUUGUGACAUGUUUUAGAGAUGAUGCUGUCUUAACUGCAAGGAGAUAGACAGGAGAAGUGGGAAGUGAGUGUUUUGCUCAACAGUUUUGUACUUACUGCUUUCCAGCCAUGGUUUCUUGAUGUGCAGACGAUUCAGAACAUUUUCCCUUUAUUGUUUGUAAGCCUACACAGAUUAGAGUAGACUUUUAUUUAUUUUUUUCAAAUAAUUUUUAUUAACAGGCCAAUUAAAUCACAUUAAUUCCAAAUCACAUUAGUUCCAAAUUAUACUGCCAGAUUUUAAAAAUUUUAUUGGGGGUACCCAUAUUUCGAGCUCUGAAAGGGAUCCAAACAUCACUGUUUUUGCUGCUUUAAUUACACAGUUCUGUCCAGUUCUGUCCAGAAAGUCUCUUUGUUAUUUUCCUCAUCUUCUUGUUGUUAUCAUAUAUUCCUUUCUUUGUGAUCUCUGAUAAUCUUCACAAGCGGGUUGAAAACAAACAUAUCCUGUGUGGAUUUUACACUCUCCAAGAGCCAUAUCACAUAAAGGACAGACGCCAUUUCCACACCUCCACAAAGAACAUUCCCACAGUCUGUCCGCUGAUUUCCACAGGCCUGCGAAACUGUAUCUCAGGGGGCCCUGCCAGGUCAAAUCCACAUUCCGAUAACCAUACAUUCACAUUCCAAUGACCAUGGUCCUCCUCCCCCUCGUCCUCCUGUGGGCAGGCCUGUCUUAACAAAUCUCUAUUUGAAACUGCAUCACAAAGCUUUCCUUCCAUCAGACGUUCCCACCAGUCCUCUCUUUGAUCAGUAAUUUAUUUCCACACAGUUCUUAAUCUCCUGCUUGUGAUUAGUAAUUUGCAACGAUUCUUUCUCUCUGGGAGGGAGGAUUAUUGGGUACUCACAUAAGACAAAAAAAGAAACGUUUUUCCUCCCCCCCCUUUCUGUUUCGCUCCGACAUACCGAUCUUUUAAUGAUGAGUCUUCACUUGAUUUAUUGUCCAGCCCGUUGCUCCGCUCACAGAGAUCCCAUUAAUCAGCAGUCUUUACUCCUGAUCUUCACUUGAAGUAUGUGCAUUUGCUUCUAUUUCCAAUUAUAUAUUUCGAGCUGAUGCAAACCAGUGCGUGAUUCAGAGACAGCGUCCAGGAGAGCCGACUCCACCCAAGGGCUUUGUGCCUAGUGCCCUCACCCCAUUCUUUCGAAUCUGGGGGUGAAUUAUGGGCACAGCAGGCAAGGCAGUCCCCCCCAUUCCCUUGGGGGGGGCAAGGGAGGCUGCAUACUCCCAUAACAGCCUCUUAAUUACCUCGUGUGGGUUGGAGAGAUGUUAUUGUCGGCCAUCUUCCAAUGCGCCCCCUGGUGACCCCGAGAUUAGAGUAGACUUUUAAUUAUGGUGAGCUCCUUUGGGCAUGGCUUAUGAUGGAAAAGUAAGGUAAAGGUAAAGGGACCCCUGACCAUUAGGUCCAGUCAUAACCGACUCUGGGGAUGCGGCGCUCAUCUCACUUUACUGGCCGAGGGAGCCAGCGUACAGCUUCCAGGUCAUGUGGCCAGCAUGAAUAAGCCGCUUCUGGCGAACCAGAGCAGUGCACGGAAACGCCGUUUACCUUCCCGCCGGAGCGGUACCUAUUUAUCUACUUGCACUUUGACGUGCUUUCGAACUGCUAGGUUGGCAGGAGUAGGGAUGGAGCAACGGGAGCUCACUCCGUUGUGGGGAUUUGAACUGCCGACCUUCUGAUCAGCAAGUCCUAGGCUCUGUGGUUUAACCCACAGCGUCACCCGCGUCCCACAAUGAUGGAAAAGUAGUGCACAAUAAACCAGUGUUGUUGAUAGGUUCACUUGUCAGACCCAAUAGUAAAACAAGCCAACAAACAUCCAUUUGGGAGCUAAAAGACAGAUCCAAAAUCUAGAAGUGCACGGAUGUUCUUUCUUGGAAAAAUGAAAGCAGAAAAAAACGCUAGCAAAAUUUUAUUUGCAGGGUUUUGCAGAUGUUAGCAGGGUGUGUGAUUUCAAUCAGCAAAAUGGCAUGUGGGAAAGGUUAACGCCUCCCUCCCUCCUGCAGUCAUGUUCUUUAUUCUCUGCCAUCCUUUGGGGGAGACACUAUCUUGUCCUUUGCUUCAGUCAGCCAAAUGUCUUGGGUUGGCCCUGUUCCUCCACAGCUGCUAUCAACAGAACAAACAUGCAGGAGAUAAUUUUCCUGGCUCUCUCAUGUCAUUGACCUGAUGUGGUAUAGUGGCCAGUGUGUUGGUCUAGGACCUACGAGAUGGGGGUUCAAAUCCCCCCACAGUCAUGAAGUUCACUAGGUGACUUUGGGCUACUAACCUACCUCAGAGCUUUGUUGCUGGGAUCAAACAGGAGGGGGAGAACUAUGCAGUGCUCUCUCUAUCUUUUAAGAAGAAAAGGUGCCAGUACUCACCACAAAGUUAUUAUGAGUGCCACACUUUUAACAUCAUAAAAAGGUGUCAGUACUGUGUACAGUGGUACCUCGGGUUACAUACAUUUCAGGUUACAUACGCUUCAGGAUACAGACUCUGCUAACCCAGAAAUAGUACCUCGGGUUAAGAACUUUGCUUCAGGAUGAGAACAGAAAUUGUACUCCAGCGGCGCAGUGGCAGAAGGAGGCCCCAUUAGCUAAAGUUUCAGGUUAAGAACGGACCUCCGGAACGAAUUACCGUAAGUACUUAACCCAAGGUACCACUCUACCCUUGAGUACCCCCAGGAAGAAAGCACUGGAACUAUGCCACCUUGGAGGAAAUGUGAGAUAUGGAUGUAAUAUUAAAUGAUAAAAUAAAUCUCUACUUUGUCCUGAGAAGAAAUAGGGGAAAUGGAACGUAUAAUAAUUAAAGGCAGGGUAGGGGAUGGAUCAAAAAGGGGAAAGGAGCAGAGUCAAAUUCUGAAACAAUAACCAGAAAUAAGUGUGCCCAAAGCCAGAUUUUCCAACUUGCCAAGGAUUCUUAAGUGGUGGGGGACCUUGCUGCCUUCCCCACAAAUUAUUUCUGGAUAAUCACAGGGACAUUAAAUAAAUGGAGGGGGGAGUUGCACGUGCACACACAAGGUUUCUGAGACUAUAACAUUCUCUGAAUCAUUACCUAUACAAAAUUUUGACUACUGUGGAGUGCAGACUACCAAUUUUGUGUGAUCCUACAAAAUUACACAUCUAAUCUCUUAUGCAUGUAGAAAAAGUUAGCUUUUAUAGUAUCGGAUCCAGUACCUUAUCAGGACCAUUUCAUGCAAAGCAUUUACCCGUGUUCAUUUCAUCAUUUUACAACCUUUUAUUUUGAUUUGGGUAGCAAUUCUCCGAUUAGAUAAAAUAGAAAUUGGAUUUUGAAAAUAUACUCACACAAAUCUGUUUAAGACUUGAAUAAUUUAUCCAGUUGAAAUUUAGGCAGGAUUGGAUGGUGGUGGUGAUUAUUGUAUUUGAAAUGCAGCACAGGGCUGAUCUGAUUCUUUUUUAAAAGAUACAUAGUGCAAUUGUAGCUUUAUUACUUAGGGAUGCAGGUGGCGCUGUGGGUUAAACCACAGAGCCUAGGACUUGUCAAUCAGAAGGUCGGCGGUUUGAAUCCCCGCGACAGGGUGAGCUCCCGUUGCUCGGUCCCUGCUCCUGCCAACCUAGCAGUUCGAAAGCACAUCAAAGUGCAAGUAGAUAAAUAGAUACCACUCUGGCGGGAAGGUAAACAGCAUUUCUGUGCGCUGCUCUGGUUCGCCAGAAGUGGCUUAGUCAUGCUGACCACAUGACCCGGAAGCUGUAUGCCAGCUCCCUCGGCCAAUAAAGCGAGAUGAGCGCUGCCACCCCAGAGUCAGCCACGACUGGACCUAAUGGGCAGGGGUCCCUUUACCUUUACUAGCUUUAUUAAGCAAAACAUUUCUUUUCCUUCUGAAUGUGCUGCAGCUGCUUUGUGAAACAUAGAGCAAAGACAAAUGUGACAUUUUGGAACAGUGGAGCAACUCUGGAAACUCCUUUACUACAUUUGAUCCACAUUUCCCUUCUGUUGUUGAACUCGAACAAAAGAGGUUUUGCAAAUCUUCUGCAGAAACCAGCUGUGCAUGGUGCUCAUUGGCUGGCUUCAUACCAAGAAGAAAAACCUCUCUGGUUCCUCAAACUUUGGAGCAGUCUUGCACUUAAAUAAAUAAAUAAAAAGUGUAUAAAAUAUUAAUAACGAAUGAGCACAGAAAUGCAUCAUGUGGUGCUUUUAAAAAUAAAAAUGUAUACAGCCUGACUGAAGGAUGGAGAGGGGAAAAUGAUGGGCAGCCGAGUUGCCAUUUUAUUUAGCAUUAUGCAUGCAUGCAUGCCUGCAUUGUGGUUGCAUACUGUUUUGCAAAUGGUUCACGCAGGCCAGGGGUCAGCAAACCUUUUCAGCAGAGGGCCGGUCCACUGUCCCUCAGACCUUGGGGUGGGUGGACGGACUAUAUUUUGAAGAAAAAAUAAAUGAACGAAUUCCUAUGCCCCACAAAUAACCCAGAGAUGCAUUUUAAAUAAAAGCACACAUUCUACUCAUGUAAAAACACGCAGAUUCCCAGAUUCUCAGACCGUCCGUGGGCCAGAUUUAGAAGGCGAUUGGGCCGGAUCCAGCCCCUGGGCCUUAGUUGGCCUACCCAUGAUGUAGACCUUGCAUGUACCAUAGUUCCCAAAUCCAUUCCCCUUUUAAAUCUGGCACUACCUCACUCCACUCCCUGCUCACCCUUCUCAGAGAAUCUGAAAAAAAGUGAACAAAGAGACAGUUAUGUCCCAUGGAAACAUUUGAGGCAAGAAUUUUGUCUGUCAAGCAAUGCCCAGAAGAAGGAAGGGUUGCUGAUGGGAAUGGAAGAAAGUUCAGCCAUAAUAACAGGAUUCUUCUCAACUGGAAUUCUGACAGUUUCUUGAGCGGCCCCAGAAUUAUUGGCUCUUUCAUCUUUAUUGAAAGGACCGUUACUCAGAGAUUUUUUUUUUCUUUCUCGUUUUGUGUCUUCCACAUCUGCCUUGUGCUACAACUUCCUUUAAAAUGUUCUGAGUAUGCUGCUGGGUCAGGUCUACUUGACAUUAAUUGCAUUUUCUAUUAUUUUAACUUCCCUUCCUUCUCUACAAUAUAUACUACAAAUAUAUUAAUUAGAAAUGGAUGCUCUUCAUUCAGUGAAGAUGUGCUCAGGAUAGAUGCAAAUUCAUACAUCACUUUCCCUCACUUCUUAACAUGUAGAUAAGAAGCUUGUGUGAACACACAAAUGGCAACUGGAAGGUCUUGCUAAAGUAUUUUUCAAAGUAACACAUUUUGCAUUAGGGAAAUGGUGGAUGCGUCUGGUUUUUUUAAAUUAAUGUUCAAAGAGUUCUACCAAACAACACUUCUAGAACUGCAGUGUAAAUAUUCCAUAUAAGAAAACACACCACCUAAUUCUGUUGUCGUUGGGUUUGUUUGUUUUUUGGCUUUUUUAAAGGAAUUGGGGGUGUAUGAAAAGUUGAAUACAGUACUGAAAAGAGCAAAGAAAUUUUCAAGACUGACAGCUGAAGAUUGCAUUUUCCAAUGUGCCAAAGUCAUUCCAGCAGUGAAAUAACAACUCUCCCGUGGAACAGAAAGAGCUACAAAUGAAACAGUUUUCUGUUCUGCAGGAGUGUUACAAUGUCGAUAGCACUGGAUUUUAUUUAUUUUUUUAUUCUUCACGAUUCCCUAGUACUGUACUGUAGUUAAAUAUCCCUGGGCAAUGGGAAUGGAAUAAUGAGCAGAAUUACUUUUUGUAGGUGUUACAUUGCUGAGGAAUAUAGCCAAAAUAAAUUCCAAGCAAGUACUUGAUCAAAACUGAAAAUCAAAACCGUACAGUGAAAAAUCAUAACUUAUUUUAAUUUCCAAGAAUUAAAUUUCAAAUUUUAAAGCAAGCUCAGUUUUCAGAGAAAUUACGUUUUAUAGAAUAGAAUAGAAUAGAAUAGAAUAGAAUAGAAUAGAAUAGAAUAGAAUAGAAUAUAUUCUACAUAUCUGAACGUAACUUUAUAUUCUGUUUUUUUCAGGGGUGCAACAUCUAUUGUCUACAGAUGCAGGCAGAAAGGAACACAAAAGCCAUUUGCUGUCAAAAUCUUGAAGAAAACUGUAAGUUUCAUUCCACCACCACCACCACCCCUUCUCAAAUUUUUCUUACAGAGGUUUUCUUCAGAGGAUCCAUUGCAAAUGCGUUUAGGCUUUAAUUGCACAGUCUGACCAGUGAGGAUGUUCCAGCUUUGUUUGAUUUAAAUUCAUGAUGUGCACACCAGCAGCCUUUGGAGGAAAUUAUUCCCGAAGACAUGCUAUGCAUUUACUCAUCUUUUUGUAUAUUACUAUUCUAUCUGCAUAUUGUAAAAUGGUUAGUAGAAAAUGUAUACUUAGAAAACACCAAGUGCAUGAAUUCCUGAUGAGAACAAAGCAGCAGGAAGCCAUGGAAAGGACAUAAAAAAAAUACAAGAGGUUCUGCAAACUAACCCAUAUAUCUUGUAUGACUUCGUGAUUUGAACUCAGCCUUCUAUCGAAAGCAGAAUCUUCUGCACAGGCAUAAGGGUGUGGGAAGAAGAAAGAGAUUAUCACCCCAAGACUACAUGCCAGAAAGAAUACAACAGUUCUUGUUUUUGCGAAGGAAGCAACCUUACCUUUUGUUUCAUGCUGCAGUUGUACCUGAGCAACCGUUCUGACUCAGGGGGUGGCCAGCCCUCAAUUCAGCCCUCAGAAGAGGGAUGGGGGGAGAGAGAAAGGUUUAAAACAAGAGUAAAACUGUUUAUGUGUUCCUAGAGAAUUGCUAAUUUCUUCUGUAAGUAGGUUAAUGGCAGGUGCUGCUUCAACUUUGCUAGCAUGCCGUACUUUGAGAACUCUGCAUUGUGGCAUGUUCUCUGAGUGCUGAAGGUUUCAUGGUAUUAUAAAAAUAGCAUUAGGAUUAAAAAAUUCAAAAGAGAAGUACAGUCAGGGGAUUCGUCUAAGAGCUGGCUAUUACAUAAGCACCUGCAACUCUCUCAAAAGAGUUGCUAUUAUUCGAGCAUCGUAUUUAGCUUUGAGGCCGAAAUUCAUAUAAGUUAUGGAUUUUUCAUAUUUGUAAGCAGAAUGGUGGGGUGAGGGGAGAGAAUUUGGAUACAGGAGUGCAGGGGACAGCGGGGACGGCCAAGCUAGAUGCAUUUCCUUUACAACAACAGUUUUAUGAUCCAGCCAUAUUCAAUGGCGGAGCUUCAUGCUCUGGCACCGGAGCAGUUUAGUUUAAGGGGACCAAGUAGAACAUUAUGAAAGAAAUAGAUUAAUGCAAAAUUUGGCAUUCACGGCUCUGCAGGCCCAUUUAUGUUAACAAUUAUUUUGCAGUGGAUCCUGUGGAAUUUCAUUGAUGAUCAAGGUAUACACUGGUCACAAAGCUUGCUUACCCUUCUGAAAAAGGGAGUUCAUUGAUAGGUGACUUGUAUUUGAGAACAGCUUGUCCUUAAUCCCCAUGUUUUGUUUAGAGUCCUCAAUAAGCUAAAGAAAUGAAGAUGGGGCUGCUAAGAUGGACACUCUGGAAGGAAAUAGAUUAAAGGUGUCUUGUUAUCAAAAAAUUAAAAAGGGCAAUAUAAAAAACGGCUCCCCUCCCCUUCCCUAGUUGUUGGUUGACUCCAACUUCCUCUCUUGAAACUCGAAUGAAAAGUGUGUUGUGAUAGAGAGCACCUUUGGGAUAAACUGAUGACAUUUAUAAAUUAAAACAGAUCCCCUGAGGGACAUGGAAGCAUUCUAGUCAUGUUAAAGGGAGUCCCUCAGGGAUGAUUUUUGAGAAAAUCAUUGUACUAAUCUUCCCAGAGAAGAGGAAAAAGAUAUGUUUUAUUCCUGAUCACGACCCAAACUGGCAACAGUUUUUACAGCAACUGUUAUUGUGGGACUUGAGGCAAUUUUAGGUUACAUCCCAGCAGAUAAAAUAUCCAGAGAUGGAGCCAAGUCUACUUGUCUCUCAAAAAUAAAUCUUCCCUACCAGCAGCAGUUGAGGUUACGUGAGGCACUUUCAACUGAAUGUCUUUAAAGACUGAGAGAUCUGCUCAGGCUUUAGAGACACUAAAGUGAAAUUGCACUGGACUGCAGUCCUGCACCCAUUUACCUGAAAGUAAGCACAAUAGAACUAAAUAGGAAAAAGUAAGUCCUCCUCAAAAGUGAGUGGACAUACAUAGGAUUGUGUGCUGUCACAAAUCUGAGCCCCCAGGAAGAACCAUUUAACUGUCAUGUCAACUUUCAUUCCAAUUCUGCCAACUUGUUCACCCCUCUUUGAUCAAAUCUUCUGCUCAUUUACAGUCAACUGCUGCUUCCAUGUGCAUCCCAGCAAACUUAUAGCUAGUCCAGCCAUCAGUCUUGCUCUCCACAUUCUGUUUGGCCUUUGUUGCUUAAACUUGAAAUGCAAGAAUGUUUCUGCAUUUAUCUGUUCAUUCACCACCUAAUUAAUUACACAACAGAGCUUUUUAAAGUGUAAAACCGCUUCAAAGAUCAGGGAGGGAGCAUUAUUGGGUUGUUUCGACAGUCAAGCCUUUUAGUAGUGCUGAGGCACUGCUUUCCCACUGUCCACUGUAAGCAAAAUCAAAGCAGUAAUUCCAUGCAGUGCUGCAUAUAUCAUAACCAUUCCCGCAAUGUUCAUCACAAUGGGCAACAGCCUAUGCUUUCUUGGAAGUCCCAAGUGAUUCUGCAGGAUUUGUUUAAAAGAAUAGGCGCAUGAGAAUGCAGCCUCUGCAUGGGAGCAGGAGGAGGAGCAGAAAGAUAAAGAAGAGAAAUUCAGGUGUCAGAAGUUCUCGCACCACGCAAGAGGCAGAGUUGAACUGGGCCCUGAAAUUAAUAUAAUUCAUUGACCUAAUGAUUACAGAAAAUCCAGAUGACAAAGCUGCUAAAACAUUUGCAUUCCUAUGUUUUCAUGUUGUUAUCCUUUUGAACGCUGAAUUACACUGGGUUAUUUCACCUCCUGUGAAACUUCAGCAUAAUGUUGUUGAAUUUGGGCUGGCAUAGCAGGUUGAGGGAGAGGGAGAUAACAUUUUCAGUGGUUGCCUGUCUGGAUGGCUACUUCAGUGCUUUUCGCUGUCCAUUCUUUGUCCUUCAAAGGAGAAGGCUUAGCUGAAAGGGGGUUCUUUACAUGAAAGUGACUGUGAGGCAUUCAUUACACACAUUUGAAUGUAAUAUGGAGUCUGGCUCUGAUAAAGUGAUAACCUGAAGCUUGAAUGUCAAACGUAGCAUAGUUUAACUAUGAGAACUUUUUAAAAAAUCAUUUAAAAACUUGUUUGCUUCUGUAAAGAAGAGCCGUCUUCAUUAUUACUCUAGUUUCUAGACUUGGUAUGAUUAUUUUUCGGCUAAGUAAAGCUGGCAGUGCUGUGAUUCCAUUUUUCCAGUUAGCUGCUGUUCUACAGCCAGAUGUUUAAUUUACGGUAAGUAAGGUAAAGGUAAAAGUCCCUGGACGGUUAAAUCCAGUCAAAGGUGACUAUGGCGUUGCAGUGUUCAAAUUGCUUUCAGGCUGAGGGAACCGGCGUUUGUCCACAGACAGCUUUCUAGGUCAUGCGGCCAGCAUGACCAAACCGCAUCUGAUGCAAUGGGACACUGUGACAAGUGCAGAGCGCACGAAAACACCAUUUACCUGCCCACAGCAGUGGUACCUAUUUAUCUACUUGUACUGGCAUGCUUUCGAACUGCUAGGUUGGCAGGAGCUGGGACAGAGCAACAAGAGCUCACCCCGUCAUGGGGAUUCGAACCGACGACCUUCCGAUUGGCAAGCCCAAGAGGCUCAGUGGUUUUGACCACAGCAACUUAGCACUGACCCUUUGGACUGGAGAUGAUGGGGUCUGAACCAGAGACCUUCUGUAUGCCAAGCAACAGCUGAACUACUGAGAUGCAGACCCUCUAUUUUUGGCAGGGCUAACUACCCAUCUUGCAAAAAUGCAUGCAAAGAAGCUGGUGCACCAGCUCUCUUUCUAAAUAACAGCAGUUUUAGUGGAGAGCAGAGUUAUUUAACCCUUUCCUGUGCUGCAAAUUGCUACUUCCCUCAUAUAUAAGCUGCACUCACUCCGUAGGGUUCCAAACACAGCUUGAAUCUUGAAGCUCAAGGUUAGUAAAGCAAGAAACAGCCAGCAGUAUUUCGCUGUACCAUCUGUUGACCAGACUGUUGGAACUAAACCAGGUAAUGUGCAGCUGAGUCUUGUUUCUAUGAACACCAAACUAGUGCCAGAGCAGGGCUUGGUAAUAGGUUUGUAAACAGUAGAAUGGAUUUCACUUUAUCCAGAUUAUUGGUUUGCCCACCCCACCCCCCGCAAGGUUUUAUCCUAAACAUUUGGACUUUUAAUGAUGAUGCAUACUUUAUCAUUUAUAAAUUAUAUAACAAAUGAUAAGUAUCAAAUAAAUGUGGUCUUCAGUGUUGAGACACAGAAACUCUGCAGUGCGAGAUACCAGUGAGCAUCCUCAUAAACAUUUACCUGUUGUUGUCAUGACAUGAAAAGCUCACUAAUGCCAUGGUAGUGGCUGCUAAAACAUUUUGAUGUUUUAGCAUAGGUAGUAUGUUUCACAAACAUUAAUUCACACAUGUAUUCAGAGCAAAGUUUAGAGAUUGGAUACAUUUUUAGCAAGACCUAGGGAAGACGGGAUGUUUUUUUCCAGCUAGAACUCGGCAGAACACAGUUCUGGCAACUCUCAGCUGGGCGCCAUUGCCGUUGUAAGAGAACAAGGGAGGCGUUCAUGGUGAGUUCCGGCACCUCUUUUUCUAGAAAAAUAGCACUGUAUAAGGAUAUACUAUUUUUUGUACCAUGAGCUCCAAUGUAUCCAUUGGGCCAAGGCUAAACUGGGCGUAAAGCUGUUAUAGUAAUCUGUAAACAAACAUGUUAUUUCAGAUGUUGCCUGCUGAAGAGCUCUGUGCAACUCUAAAGAAGUUGUUUCAAGAAAAGGUAUUGCGAUAUUUAUAUAUAUAUAUAUGAUAAUAGGAAGAGUAUUAAGUGGCUUCAGAAAAACUAGAACUGCAAAAAUAUACCUGCCCAGUUUAGUAAUCCCAUGCAGCAAAAGAUCUGCUUGCAGAGGAAAUUCUCUAAGUAUUUUUCCAUUCUUUUCAUUGAUGUUGGGCUGCCUGCUCCAUGGGAAGUGAAAGGCUAAUUCACGCAGGAAUUCAAUGUCUGUACACACACUGAGUCGCACAUUUGAAGCCUUGUGUUUAAAGCAGCCUUAGGUAAAUGCCAUUCAUGUAAAUAAAUUAUUACUAAUCAGUCAGUAGCCUUAUUACUUUGACUACAAAGCAGGGAGGAGCAGUAAGAAGAACAUUGCGCCUUGAACCUGGACGGCAGCCUGUUUGUUGUAAUGGUAAAGAGUGCAUUUUGCCUAGUAUUUAUGCUACACAUUCAGCUAAAUGCGCAGCAUUCAUUCUGCAAGGAAAUAAGUAACAUGUGUGCAGCAGCUGUUGCUUGGUAGAUGGCAUUUACUGCAACUAUUGGUCAUGAAUUCUAUGUAACGAUUUUGAACAAACAUUAAGGACGGGAUUCACCUAAUGAACCCUGCCAGCAGAAGCUUUGUGCAAGGGUUUCCACUUGUGCAAGGGAACUUCUUCAUUUCUUCCCUCCCCCCCCCAACAUGCCCCCUGCCCUGAAAUUGCAUCUGAGGGGGUCAGGAAAACCCCCAGAACAGCACAUACAGAGAGUGGAAUGUUCCAUCUGGCAAGCAAAUAUGCUUGCAGAUGGAACCUUGUAAUUCCAUCCUGAGACUUCAAAACGUUAAAGUAGGACAAUAAUAAAUGCCAACUAUUACUCUGUGGUAUGAACAUGUGUAGAUAUCAUACUGGCAAAUCAGGGAUGGAAACUGCCAAAUGGAAUUUCUGAGCAUUGUAUGAACUGGAAACUGGAAACAAACAAAAACAAAAAUCUGCUGGGUGCGCAGAGUGCACUGAAGGACUGAGUAAUUAAUGUUUUAUUUUAUAAAACUGAGUGAUGAGUUCUGCUGAAACAUGCAACAUUCAUCUUAAGUGGAGAGGCAGUCAGAAAAACUACUGGAGCUUACAAAACAGUAAGAUCCCCCCCCCCCCCCCGUUCCUUUCUUCCGUUCUUGUUUACCCUCUAGGCACUUAUUCCUUACCCUCUUGUUUCAGCUAGCUUGCUGGGUCUUUUCAGAGCACAGAGGAAACCUUUCCCCUCUCCCAAAUGUGUAAACAAGUGAUAUAAAAUUCUGUCUUUGAGCACAUUUCUAAAAUUAACUUUGUAGUGUUGUAAAAAGAGAAUCCUCUGUGACAUGUUGGCACUAGAGGGUCACUGUUGCCUCACACAGAAGUAGCUUGGGGGCACAGAUAUUUGCCAGCAGGGAGUGCUUACUAACCUAAUAAAACAAAGGGAAGUCUUGCUUCAUGUACACCUUGCUUCUGUUUCUUGAACAUAUUUCCCCCCCUCAGACUUAGUGUAAACUUACUUCUCUUGUCUCCUCAGUAUCUUGAGAUAUUCUCAAAUCUGUCUAAAACAGCUGAUCAUCUUUGUUUCAGACUUCAGACCUCUUUGCGCCCCGAUCACAUCUACUAUUAAUUUUAUUUUUAUGAUUUCUUUUCAUUAUAUAGGUUUCAGUGAUGUUGACCUCGGUGCCUGGAGCAUUUUCUCCUCUCACUGGUAUUAGCAAGAUUCCCUCCACCAUCCCCUCCACCCCCUGAGACUUCUUGCCUUCCACUUCGCAGAAUUAUAGAGUUGGGACACUAAGGGUCAUUUAGCCCAAACCCCCUGCAAUGCAGGAAUCUCAACACAUGGUCUUCCAUCCACUUUGAAACCAUGCCGGACCCUGCUUAGCUUUGCAAAUGUGCUAGCAGUUUUAUUGCUACACCUCUAGUCUUUGAACAACAUACUGUCUUUUUAUGUAGACAUUAAACUCAAGAAAGGAAGGCAUAUUUUCUUAUAUUGGUUUUUGCAGUCACACUGAUGUCAUUGGAACUGUGCUCAGAAGGUAAUUGGGCACAAGGCAGCUUUCAGAAUAAUAAUGUGUUUCUAAUAUAUUGUGUAAAUAUAUAGGAUGUUUGAAUGGUAAUGCAAGAUUUUAAAAAGUAGCCUUGCUGAAUGAGACAGGUGGUUGUAGCAGGUUGUGCUGCCUGCAGAUAGAAAACUUUUUGAUUCAGUGGAACUUUCUGUCAGCUGAAACAAUGGGUACUGACCAGAUUUCCAUCAUAAUUUCGUAUGAAACGUCACUGAAAUCUUUGAAAUUUCUUUAAGAAUGCUGGUAUAUUUGCUCAAAUAUCUAUUUCUUAACCUGCAGCCUUAUCCUAAAUACAUUAGCAUGCAAAUAAGUCCCAGUGACUUCAAUAGGACUCACUUCCUAGGACAUGUGUUUAGGAUUGCACAGUAAUAGUUAAAAAUGUCUAAGAUGAAUACCAACAACUUAUUAUGAAUCCCCCCUUUAACUAGGUAGACAAGAAGAUUGUCCGAACAGAAAUAGGCGUUCUACUUCGACUUUCACAUCCAAAUAUUGUAAGUUGGCUAUUUUUUACAACAUAAUUUUUUUUGCUUGUUUGCUUGCGAUACAGAUGUUUUAUUGUGGAACCUUUAGGCAGAAUGAAAAGCAGAGGUUUUAAGAAGUAAUUAAAAACAAGAAUAAGUUCAAACAAACCCCAAGACCAAGUUAAUGGGAUAAAUGAGACAUUCAUCCUUCACUGUAACUUCCUUGCUGUUGACCUUCAAAAUAUAUACAUACUUUCUCUGAAGUUUAAAAAUUCCUUAUUUUGUGCCUUUCUCAGAUAAGACUGAAGGAGAUAUUUGAAACCCCCACAGAAAUCAGCCUUGUCUUGGAGCUGGUCACGGGAGGAGAACUGUUUGACAGGUAGGCAAUGUGUGAAAGUUAUUCUAUAUCUCUUGCAGGAAUGUUGUUAUAAUGAAGAGUUACUAUUGAAUGGGCACUAGUUUUCCACUGUCCUGCCCUGAAAACUGCUGUGAUCUUGCUCUCCUCUGGCUCACAGGGCAGACUUCAAAGUAAAUGUCUUUCUCAAGGACCUCCCUGUUAGGUUGUAAGAGGAACAGGCCUCAGGCCCCUUCUCAGCUAAGCCCCUAAGGCAGCCUUUCUCAACCCUGGAUCUCCAGAUGUUGGUAGACUCCCAUCGUCCCUGACCACUGGUCCUGCUAGCUAGGGAUGAUGGGAGCUGUAGUCCACCAACAUCUGGGGAUCUAAGCUAGAGAAAGGUUGCAGGCAGUACUUUAAAUGCCUCAGGGCACAAAUGCAUCAUAGCCAGUACUGCAAUCACAAAAGAAGCCAUGACCUCAGGCAGAAGCAACUGGAAGCAGCCUGUUUCUAAUGUUUUCCCUUCUAGGCUUCUUAGCAAGAACUGUGACUGCAUUACACAUCACAUGCUGACAUUUCUGGUACCUGGUCAAUAUGAAUAAGGUUGAAGCCUGUUUUUGUCACAGCAAUGGUGUGGUUCACACAUCACGUUUCCGAGCACAAUUCAAAGUGUUAGUGCUGACCUUUAAAGCCCUAAAUGGCCUCGGUCCAGUAUACCUGAAGGAGCGUCUCCACCCCCAUCGUUCUGCCCGGACACUGAGGUCCAGCUCUGAGGGCCUUCUGGCGGUUCCCUCGCUGCAAGAGGCAAAGCUACACGGAACCAGGCAGAGGGCCUUCUUGGUAGUGGCACCCGCCCUGUGGAACGCCCUCCCACCAGAUGUCAAAGAGAACAACAACUACCAGACUUUUAGAAGACAUCUGAAGGCAGCCCUGUUUAGGGAAGCUUUUAAUGUUUGACGUACUGUAUUUUAAUAUUUUGUUGGAAGCCGCCCUGAGUGGCUGGGGAAGCCCAGCCAGAUGGGCAGGGUAUAAAUAAUAAAUUAUUAUUAUUAUUAUCACAUUAAACCAUUCUUAAACAGUGGUUUAUUUAAACAAGUCAACGAAGCUUGUUUAAACCAAAGGAUGAACUGCAAAUUAUCGAAGUAAUUCUGGUUUGUUUCACCCUUUUAUCCCAUUUGGCUUCUAACUCUCUUCUGCCCCUCCUUCUGACAUCACUUAAAUGUUUGCAGCACCUAGUUACUGGCAUUGCCUCACCAUGCCACCAUUUCCCUUUCCACUGGUCGGCUGUGAGAGUGAGAGCUUUUCAUCAAACAACUGCUCCCUCUUUCCAUUCUGCCAGGAAAGAAACACCCACACUAUUUUGCAGCUUGUUGUUUCUUAAAGUGUACUCCUUUCCUCUGCAACCAUGCCUUUUAUUGCAUGGUUUAAGUAAGCAUUCCUUACAUUGGACCCCUCUCUACGCUCUUCUUUUGCCUGGUGGGUAUUGAAAGACUGAUUUGACUAAUGCACACUUAAGUAGUUUCAUAUGUUAAUUGUAAUGACUGUCAGGAACAGAAUCUCGUUCCGAACUCAUGCAUAAUGAGUUUUUUCCUUCAAAAGCUGCCCAAAUUGAAAGGAGACACAUUCCCAGAAAUCAUUCCACUCACUAACCAAAACCACUCCAGCGCCCAACAGUGGAAACAUUUGCAAAGCAAAAAUUCAUCAGUGUUUCCUUUAAGUUUUCAAAUCUAGCUUGAGCUGCAACUUUGAAUAGAAGGGGAAAGGAUUCUGUUACCAGGCAAAGUUGGCAGCAGUGUCAACUACAAGAAAAGUGCCAAUGAGAGGAACUGAGCACUAAAAGCGGAUUCAUUUUUCAGCUACUCUUGUUUGGUGUCUGUUUCUUGGUGGACAAUUUGGGAAGGGUGACAUUACAAGGGUCACAUAAACUAUAUACAGUGGUACCUCAGGUUACAGACGCUUCAGGUUACAGACGCUUCAGGUUACAGAUUCCGUUAACCCAGAAAUAGUACCUCGGGUUAAGAACUUUGCUUCAGGAUGAGAACAGAAAUCACGGGGCGGAGGCGCGAGGCCCCAUUAGCUAAAGUGGUACCUCGGGUUAAGAACAGUUUCAGGUUAACAACAGACCUCCUGAAUGAAUUAAGUUCUUAACCCGAGGUACCACUGUAGUUAGGGAGUUGCUCAUGUUUACACAUAACACUUGGUCAUAGUUAAGGUCACUGAGCCAACAACAAAUCAUGGCUUUAAAAGUUAAACUAUAGUUAAGGCACUCUGCUGGGUUCAGAUGUAACACUAAACCACGUUUUAUGUACCAAUAUUUAUCAGGAAUGACUAGCGUUGCAGGGCAGAGGGCCUGAGGGCUGCAUUCACCAUUGGCCAGUCAUAGAAAUAAUAGAAUCAUAGAGUUGAAACGGACCACGAGGAUCAUCUAGUCCAACCCCCUGCAAUGCAGCAAUCUUUUGCCCAAAGUAGGGCUCGAACCCACGACCCUGAGAUUCAUAGUCUCAUGCUCUACCAGCUGAUCUUUCAGGGGCUGCAUGCCAGCGCCAUAUGUUGCCAAAAAUAAGUGCAGCCACCCCACGCUCCUGCAUGCACAGAUAUACGCAGGCAGACAUACACACAGCAGAACUGUGUACGUGCAUCUACCAUCCCCCACAGCCACUGGACAGACUCAGCAACACAAAAACACUCAUUCAGCAGCAUUUGUGUUCUCCGAAUGCUCCAGUAUUACCCUGGGGAGCAAAAGCAAAGCCUCCUUUUAAGUUUGCAGAAUGACCCAUUCUCUCUCUGGUGUGGUGCCGUUGUUAGAAGGUCUUACAGAGGAAACAGGAAGGGAUGCUUAUUCCUGUGUCCUAAGCAUCUCUGAGACCUGGGUUGAAAUUCCAACUCUGCCAUGAUGCCGAGUGACCUGGGGACAAUCAUUCUCUCUCAGCCUAACCUAUCUCACAGAGUUGUUAAGGGUAUAGAAUAGGGUGUGAGGAACAAUGUGUGCUGCCUUGAGUUCCUUGGAUAAAAGCUGAGAUAAAAAUGCCAUGUUGUUGUUGUUUAGUCGUUUACUCGGGUCCGACUCUUCGUGACCCCCUGGACCAGAGCACGCCAGGCACUUCUGUCUUCCACUGCCUCCCGCAGUUUGGUCAAACUCAUGCUGGUAGCUUUGAGAACACUGUCCAACCAUCUCAUCCUCUGUCGUCCCCUUCUCCUUGUGCCCUCAAUCUUUCCCAACAUCAGGGUCUUUUCCAGGGAGUCUUCUCUUCACAUGAGGUGGCCAAAGUACUGGAGCCUCAGCUUCAGGAUCUGUCCUUCCAGUGAGCAUGCAGGGUUGAUUUCCUUCAGAAUGGAGAGGUUUGAUCUUCUUGCAGUCCAUGGGACUCUCAAGGUCUCCUCCAGCACCAUAAUUCAAAAGCAUCAAUUCUUCGGCGAUCAGCCUUCUUUAUGGUCCAGCUCUCACUUCCAUACAUCACUACUGGGUGAUACAUACAUACAUACAUACAUACAUACACACAUACAUACAUACAUACAUACAAAUGCCAUACAUACAUGCAUACAUACACACAGGAAUAUUCUCACCCAGGCAGCCUUUCAAAGACAACAUUUUAUACCACAAAUAUGGAUCACAAAGGAGAAGUUUCAUACCUCAUAUGCUCCAAUACCCUGACAAAAGUAAACAGUGUGUAUCAUGAACACUCUGGUCACAUCAGUAUGUCAAACAGGUUUAUUAUUUAUAGAAGUUCAACAGAGCAGAAGGGAGUAAUGAACAGUGAGAGUUUCAGAAGGCGAAUGCGGGCAAAUUGCCAGCGAAUGCAUGUGGUCAGAUCUGCAGGUGAGGCAAAAGUAUACAAGAAACAGAUGGGCAUUUAAUAGGAUAAGGAAGUGGAGGAUAAAAUAACCAAUCAUCAAGAUUUGUAUCAUCAUAAUGAGUUGUAAAAAUCAGACCACUUUGAACCUUUCCCAUUCUUGCGUUUCUCCUUCAGACGGCAGUGCUGCGUGAUCCUAGAGGUAAGAUAGAUAGUAAUUAGGUCCAUUUUUCUGUGCUAAACAUUAUUUAACCAAGGAUGCCCUGUUUUUCUUAUUUGCUUAUAUCUGCAAACUUUGAGAAUUUCCUAAUGCAGGUUCCUAUGGGUGAUUGGCUUUAGAGAGCACAUUACAUGGAUUCUUUCAUAUGGCUUUCACCUGGGCCAGGGUGGUCUGACAUGCAUCCCGUGGGCCACAUGUGGCCCUUGCAGCUGUUUUUGUGGCCCUCCAGCUCCUCACCCGGGGCAGCACAAUCAGGCUGGUGAAGACGGUGGCCGCAGCCAAAGGCAGGCUACUGCUGCUGUAGGAGUCAAGGCGGACAUCGGUCAAUUGGUGAAGAAUUGUCUAACUCAGACAUCCCACUGCUUGUCUGCAUUGUUAACGAAAGCACAUGUUUAGUUCCUGUCAGGAUAAAAGGCGGGGGAAGAAGAAGAAGAUUUCAGAAUGUUCAAAACCAGUUGAGUCUCUUGCAAAGUUUGUAAAUAAACACAGCCUGCGAAGAAGCAUGAUUUUGGACCACCCUUCCUUAAACACCCUCCUUCCGAAUGGUCCUGGAAUGAUCUUGGCAUAGUCUGCAGCUGACUCUCCACUCCCCACCCCAAAUAAAUUAAUAAACUGGGGCAGGAAGGAGUUGUGAAGGGUGCAGAGGAAUGACAGGCUGUUUCUUAAGUGUGGAGCCAUAAACUGAAUUAAAAAUAAAAUAAAAAGAUCUGUUUUCAAGGCCCGCACUGAACAGUUUCUAAUCAAGAAUAUUGAGCAGGAAAACAUGCUGAAUAAGGCAGAAAGGGCAAUCAGUGAAGUCCAGAGACAAAGCUUGAGUGCAUUUUUGCAGACAUUUCAGUCUGAAGGGCUGGGGUGGUAGUGGUUGUAUGUCUGGUAAGCAACGCCAGUCUAGGGCUGACAGAGGUACCCCAUCUCUGCUGUAAACUGCUAUGCACAUGAUGACGGUGAGGUAUACAGAAAACAUAACACUGUUUCCAGGCCUUUGGGGUUAUAUAACUGCAACAUAAGUUCAUGUUCGUCUGUGCUAUAUGGCCGGAUCCUGAGACAGCGUCAUGCUGUUGAGAAAGCACCAUUGCCAAGCACAGUUCCUUCAUGACAGCUAGACAAGUCAGAAUAUGAUCUCUUACAAGGCUAGCUAGAUGACAUUUGCUAAAAAUUCUGAAGUAAGUGCAAAACUAGCACCCUGGAUUCAUUUUCAAAGACACAUCACUUUGUAACUAUCUAAAGAUACCUUGGCAACAAGAAACUGGAACUGCAUCAAUGCUGAUGGCAGGCACUGGGGAAAGCCUUCCAUAUGCUGUCAGAUUUCUUAGCGGAAUAAAGAGAUCCCAUUUUGUUUUAAAUAUUUUACAAACUUUUCAACAGUUUCAGUCCGCAAAAGGAAAAAAAAAUCCCAAGAUACCUGUAAUUUUAAAGCAUCAGUCUCUGUGCAUCAGUCUCUGCUUUAAACAAUCAUCUAGCUAUUAUACAACUUUAGAAAAAUGAAACAAUAUAAGCGAUUUAAAAUAGGAGAGUAGAAGAAAUAUUUAUUCAGUGAAGUGGCGAAUUCUUCACAUUUGUUGUUUAGUUGUUUAGUCAUGUCCAACUCUUCGUGACCCCAUGGACUAGAUCACGCCAGGCACUCCUGUCUUCCACUGCUUCCCGUAGUUUAGUCAAACUCAAGUUGGUAGCUUCGAGAACACUGUCCAACCAUAUCAUCCUCUGUUGUCUCCUUCUGCUUUCCCAACAUCAGGGUCUUUUCCAGGGAGUCUUCUCUUCUCAUGAGGUGGCCAAAGUAUUGGAGCCUCAGCUUCAGGAUCUGUCCUUCCAGUGAGCACUCAGGGCUGAUUUCCUUAAGAAUGGAUAGGUUUGAUCUUCUUGCAGUCCAUGAGACUCUCAAGAGUUUGUGUUUCCCCAUCCCCCAGUGUUUCUGAUAUGGGAUGCUAUCUCUCCUAGGGAUGGUGGUGGCACUGUGGUCUAAACCACUGAGCCUCUUGGGCUUGCCAAUCAGAAGGCCAGCGGUUCGAAUCCCUGCGACGGGGUGAGCUCCCUUUACUCUGUCGCAGCUCCUGCCAACCUAGCAGUUUUGAAAGCAUGCCAGUGCGAGUAGAUAAAUAGGUACCACUGUGGCAGGAAGGUAAACAGCAUUUCUGUACGCUCUGGCACUUGUCCCAUUGUGCUGAAGCAGUUUAGUCAUGCUGGCCACAUGACCCGGAAAGCUGUCUAUGAACAAACGCUGGCUCCCUCAGCCUGAAAGCGAGAUGAGCGUUGCAACGCCAUAGUCACCUUUGACUGGACUUAACUUUCCAGGGGUCCUUAACCUUUACCUUUUUUACCAUCUCUCCUAACAAGUCCUUCAAGAUCCUUGAAGUUAUCCACCAGUAUCACCUCCAUCUUCUCUGGAUUAAACACCUGGGGUUUUCUUUUUUCCUUGCUUCUUACCACAUCCAUUGCUUCCAGACGUUGGUUCCAAGCUGAGAUAGCUGUUCUGGAUGUUAAAUUAAUUAAAUAUAAAUUUAGUGUCCUAGGCGUAUUGAUGACAACAAACUCCACAGCUCUAGAUGAUGCCUCUAUGGAAUUUUGAAAUACUAUGGAAGCUGCAAACGUUUAAAGAAAGCAAAAGCUGUCAUUCAGUGUGUUCCAUGGUGAUUCGCAUAGCUGUCAAAACAUAAUGUAUUUUAUUAUUAAAAUUUGAUCCAGAAACGUAAUGUUUGAUUUCUGUCCCUGGGAAAUCAGUUUUUUUAAAAAAGUUCAUAUAACCCAGGCUGGAUCUAGACACAUCAAAGAAGCUUUCAGUUAAACGCGUUGUAAGCUUUAUAAAGGAAAAUCACGUUGACGAAGAUGGGACUCCACAGCGCCAUCUGGUGUCAUAGUGUUAUAACGCAUAUAAAAUGGUUUUUCUUUACUAAUGUAGCUGAGUCCUAAGUGAUUUUGGACCAGUCAUUUAGCAAUCUAAAAUGCUGCAUUGAAUCCAAAUGUGAUUUUGCCUUAGUGGAAAUGUUUCAUGCAUGUUGUGACAUCGUGCUUUCCCUUUUACCUAUUGCAGCUCUCUGAGCCAUAUCCCAUUAUGUGUUUAUUUUUUGUGGGGGUGUCCCACUAGUUCUCAGAACCAGUUUCCAGGGUGAUUGGGGGACUUAAGAGGGCAUGGCAGAUUGGCAAAAAUCGAAUGCCCUGACUUGUGUGAGGCAAAGCCACCACUGGAUGCAACCCACUGAAUUGUCUGCUUCCCCAUGAAAAAUUAUUCUGAGUGUGGGCAGUUAAAAGGCAAAGUGAUAAUUAUCAGGUCCUCAUAUGAGCAGAAAGAAAUAAGUUUUGGGGUUUUUUUGGGGGGGGUUGCAUUGGGCAUGUCUCAAUGGAAGAAGAGGUAGAACCCUUGCUGAACAUACAGAGAAGUUAUAUUUGCCUUCUUAGUUCAUUAAAACUGAGGAAUAGGGGAUGAGUAAUAGCAUAAACUUUUGCAUUGUCGAGAUAUUUUUUGACAUCAAUAAAUCAGAUAAUUUAGCACUUUGAAAAGCAUGAGCUGACAAUUGAAGGUGAGAGCACUGAUAAAUGAUCUAGACGUGUUCUUUUGUGUGUGGUGUGUGUGUGUGUGUGUAGCCUCUGACAAGAUAGUAUACUUUUUCUGUGUCCCGUAUACUCACAUGUGUCUCAGUUGUCUAAUGAACUCUUGAAGCAGCAUUGCCAAACUAUCCAUUAUUAUUAGUAAAACAAUGUUCUGGGAAGUAACUAGAAUCAAUAUCUUAAAAAACCCAGUAAAUAUCAGAGAAAGCCCAGGCAACGAUAUUUUACCUCAUACCCUUGACCUGCCAAGCGCCAUUUCUGGCCUCCUCUGAUUCUCCCCAUGGACUCAGGUGGCUAAUAUUUCUUAAAUUUAAAGCUGGGAACCCUGUACAAAACAAUGUUUCUGUGGUAAUUUCCCCCCCUGAGCUGAGCUAGAUUAAUCUUUUUCUCUCUCUUUUGGAUCAAUAGAGUAAUAAAAGUGAGUCUGUGGGAAAGGUUGGCUGUCGAAUGCCUCAGCGCCUCAAAAUAUACCAACUUUCUUUCUUUCUAUUUCCAACUCAGAAGCACUUUGCAAUAAUUGAUUGUUCAAGGUUAUUUUGCUGUAUUAUUUUCAUUGUACUGUGGUUAUUACUAUAGCAUGGAAGCAAUCUUCUUUUCUAAGGAGCUGUGCUGUGAUCACAUUUUAGUUCACGGAGCCUUCAGUCAGUGAACAGCCUGAAAACAAAAUGCUGCUUCUGUACAGGAGACAACAGAUUAUUUCUGCAGUCUUCAAAUCAUUUAUUCUGGAGUAGAUCCAUUGAUUUCACUGCAACUGCCACAGAGUAAAAGGUAUGAGGAUUAUUCCUCUAAAACAGGGGUCAGCAACCUUUUUCAGCUGUGGGCCGCUCCACCGUCCCUCAGACCAUUUGGUGGGCCGGACUAUAUUUUGAAGAAUAAUAAUGAACGAAUUCCUAUGUCCCACAAAUAACUACUCAUGUAAAAACACACAGAUUCCCUGACUGUUUGCAGGCCGGAUUGAGAAGGCGAUUGGGCCGCAUCCGGCCCCCGGGCCUUAGGUUGCCUAUCCCUGCUCUAAAAUGAUCUUCUGUGCAAUGGAGCUAUGACAAUGUGAAUAUUGGUCCUAUGCUGCAGCUUUUAGCAGUUGCAGUGCAAUCAAGCUCCUAAAAAGUUAUGAAUGCAAGUAGCACCCUGUACAACCUCUAGGAAACCCUGAUGCUUUGUUAGCCUUAGGCUGCAGUUGCCUCACCUGCCCUAGGGCUAGAUGGUUUACUUAAGGCUAAAUCAUAAAAUCACUGUUACUACCUACAUGCCAGGAGUAUGGCCAAUCUCUCAGCCAUAUGCAUGUCCAGCCAACACAACCAUGGGAAUAAUUUAAGGUAUAUCCAUAGAGCCUGGUUCAUGGUUUCCUUGUUUGGGAAGCCAACUGUGUGGCCCAGCUUUUCAGUAGUUAUCAAUGGCAACACUGAGAUUCCCAUUCUGUAAAAAUAAGGCACUACAGAACAGCACUUAGACCUGAAAGCUGUAUCACAGAAUGAAUGAAACUAGUGUAUAUACACACAAAAUAGAAGGCAUAUUAUGGCCUUACCUAUUCCUGCCUUUUCCUAUAUAUCACUUUUAUUUCAUUAUAGCUUGGUUAAGCUUGCAAGCCCUGACUUUAGUCCUUUACACUGUCAGAAAUAAAUAGCAUUGGACUCAGAAGGGCUUAUUCCUGACUAAGAGUAUGGAGUUUGUGUAUCUGCCCUUUAAUUCUGGAGUUCAUAAGUAUGAACAUUUUUUUUUUUUAUGGUAGCCUUUUAAGGAUACUGCAUUUAUUAGCACAAAUUCAUUUCAUUCCCAUAGCACCUAAGCUGAUGUCUUGAAAAACAAUCUUUUUGUUAUUAGCUGAGAAUCAGAGUUGCUGUAUACCGGUACUUGGUAAAUCUAUUUUUAGCCAUGAGCAAGUGGCUUUUUUUAUUCUGCAGGAGACUUCCUAGGCUAUAAGAUGUGUCUGCUCUGAUUACUGUGUGAUUAAUUUUUAAUAGCACAUUUACCUAGGACUGUGCUUUCCUUGUAACCGUUGAGUCUGAAGUGAAAUUUCGUGCCAAGUGAAAACAUUCCUCUUCAGCCAGGCCUUGGGCUGAUUUGCAAUCUUUGUCAUUUUAAAUGUGUUGCGGGGAGGGGUUAUGGGUGUGUUUCAUUUUUGUUCUUGCUUUUAUUAUGUGUUUUGUAUGUUUAUGCUGUGUUUUGUAUGGUUUGUAUGUUUAUGCUAAGGGCAGUAUACAAAUUUAUUAUGAAUAAAUAAAUCUUCUGUUUCUUUAUAGGAUUGUGGAAAAAGGAUAUUACAGUGAACGAGAUGCUGCUGAUGCUGUCAAACAAAUCCUGGAGGCAGUUGCUGUAAGCAUUACUACUCUUGCAGAAUAAUCUUUUACUUACCUGGAGCAAUUUAUGUAAUCAGUAUACAUAUAGGUGUGACAGCUCUUGCCUACGGUUCUUGGGUUGGUUUUCUGCUUACCUGUCUAAAUCAGCGGCAUCUUUGAGGCAAAAGUGAUCUUGCGACAGCGUCAUCUUUCAUGCUGCAUACCUGAAUGAUUGUUAUGACAGCUCACUUUCUGUGAAACCUAUUUAUUUUCACUCUUGGUCAUUUAUAUCAAGAAUGAGGAGGCAGCUUUGACAGCGACACUUUCUGUGUCAAUAUUCUGUGUGCCAAUAGCUAUCCGUUUGUUCUGGUAAAGCAUCUUUAGUAUAUUGCUUUUAUAUUUAGGCAGUUUGGGGUGUAUGUUUCUUACUGUAUAGAGAGUUAACAAAAUAACAGCAGAUGUUCAAGGGCAGCAUUGAGCUUUGUAUUCAGAUGAAGAAUGUGAGGCCAGAUAGCAUUCUGCACACCAACUUCCCUGGUUACCAUUUGAUGGACAAUGUUUUAAAAUCCACAUGAUUCAUUUUGCUCAUGAUGAGUGGCUGGGCAUGUGGUGACGCAGUUAAAGAUUGCUUCAUCCCAAACUGAAAGCUUAGCCUGUGUUCAUACCUGAGCCAUCGCCAGUGUGGGCUUGAGAAGUAAUUAUACAAUCCAAGCAAUCUGCAGGCCAGGACCUUGCAUUCAUUGGGUUGUGAUCCAAUGCUCUCUGUGCAUGAGUGAAACAGACUUCUGCUUGUGCAACAGGACAUCACCUCCCUCUGUCCUUCUUGCAGCCCACUGUGCACCCUCAAAAUCUGCUCCAGAGGGUUGGGUUAAGCUUGGAGCAGAUCAUUGCAUUGCGGAAACUAAUCCAGCACAUUGGGGCUGCUUUGCUCACCUGACCUCCCUCUAGCUCCAUUGCUUCUGGAGGGGGGCAGGCAAUGCAGCAAUAACAUAAGGGUAACACAUGCACUAUUUCCAAUGUGUUUGCACUGCGCUGACCUCUCUGCUGCCUCCCCUUCCCCUUUCCUUCCCAGUAUGCAGCAGCAACACAGCUGGAAGGAGGUCAGGUGAGCAGCUUUUCCUUAUUCUGUGACAUUUAUUCUAACAAAAUACAAAUUAACCUUUUGCCAACUUUUUGAUACAUUGCUACAAACAUGAAGUAAAGGAAGUCAGAAACCAUCAAGUAUCAGUUCAGUAGUCCUGUGUGAGUCAUCAUAUUUAAACAGAUCCACUGCACUCUACUGCUGCUCCAAACCAUGAGCAAAUGGGGUUUUUUUAGCAGCUAUCAUAUUGCCUAGUAAUAUAAGUAUCAGGUUCUAUGUUAUCUUCUAAAUGAUUGGGGCAAUAACUAGGAAGGCUCUGCUUCAUCCCCAUACCGAUUUCAGCUUGGAGUUGGAGGGAUCUUUCAAACAGUGUUGGCCUUCUCAGAUAUUUGUAGAGUAGAUUGGUGUGUGUACAAAUCUUAAACUCAAUCAGAAAGUGGAUGAAGGCUGCUGCCACCCAGUUGAAUGAGUCACAUAAUCAAACACAAAGGAAAGAUGCAGGAAACAACCAGAUUUCUUCUGUGGCUGUAAACUACAACUUUCAACAAAAGCAUGACAUUUUAAAGUGCCCAUGGAGGAGCUGCUGCUGCAGUGGAGAGUACCUUCAGUUUAGUCUCACCUAGGAAGGAGUCACACUGAGGCGUCUGCAGUAGAAAGUAGGAUCUGAGUAAACACCAGUUCAGUGGUCAGAAUUAUAGGUGAGGCAUGAUGUUCUUGGGCAGAGGACAGGAGAGCACAGUGCAGGGCUAAAUCUGAAAAGAGCUUUAAUUGUUUCUCCAGCUCAGAGAUUAUUGGGGGCUACUGUGCUCUGAAAUACUGCUAAAGGGAGCCAUGGCUCAAGCCAAGCUCUCUUUAAAUGGUCACCUCGCCAUCAAAGCAAUAUCAGCCCAGACCACACACUGUAGUGGCAAGAGGUGUGAAGAGCUGGCCUUGGGAUUGAAGAUAGGAUGGGGGCUGUAGAGGAUGCACCUGAGGACGCCAGAAGAAACACCUGGGAAUUCAUAAAUAGGGGGUGAGAUGUCCUUUAUUGAUACCUGAAGGAGCAUCUACAUCCCCUUCGUUCUGCCCAGACAUUGAGGUCCCGCGCCGAGGGCCUGCUGGUGGUUCCCUCACUGCGAGAAGCGAAAUUACAGGGGAUCAGGCAGAGGGCCUUCUCAGUGGUGGCGCCCGCCCUGUGGAAUGCCCUCUCAUCAGAUGUCAAAGGAAUAAACAACUAUCUGACUUUUAGAAGACAUCUGAAGGCAGCCCUGUUUAGGGAAGUUUUUAAUGACUGAUGUUUUAAUUUAUUUUUAAUCUUUUGUUGGAAGCCACCCAGAGUGGCUGGGGAAACCCAGCCAGAUGGGCAGGGUAUAAAUAUAUUAUUAUUAUUAUUUCUCCUCUUUGGUGAAGGAAUAAGCAAGGAGUGCUAUCCAGUAACAAGAAGAGUUUGUCAUGAGUUCCUUCUGUGUGUUCACUCCCACCAGCAUGGCUUCUUCAAGUUUCUCCUCAUCUAUAAGAGUUUUUCCAAGUCUGUUUCUGUAUAAAGGGUCAUGACAUGCUUCCUCAUUCAUUGUCACGUCAGCAUCAUCUCUGCACAUACAUUGGCUGCAUGCAGGAUGCUAAAGUGAAUGAGAAAUCCUUGCAAGUUAAAGAAACUAUUUUAAUCACCACAGUGGUUUGCACCUCAGGAAUAUUCCACCACUACUCCCUUUGCCUUUAUUGUGCAGUGAAUUCAAGUCUUAUUAUCCAUGUGCCUCGGCAUGUACAAUUCUAUUUUAAAAGCAUUAACUUGGAAACACAUGAAAUUAAAAAUGUCCAGAGGGAUAAGAGGCUGUUACAGGAAGACUUUGAAACAAAUUGCCCCAAAAUGUGUGUGUGUGCGUGUGGAGUGUGGGGGAAUUUGCCAGAGAUUAUGUUUCAUUUAACUAAAGAGAAAAAAAGUGAGGCAUUGUGUCUCAUUUUAAUUCCAUUGCCUUGGUUAUAUGGCUGUUUAUACUACAAAUGUCAGGUCAUGAAGUGCCAGAAUAUUCUGUUCCAUUCUGUAAGAACUGAGGAAUUUCAGAACUAAUUGAUCUUCUGUUGCUCUUUCAAUGAAGUUCAUUAGAAUCCUGUUCAUGAUAUGCUAGUUUAAAUACGAUGACUCACACAGGACUACUGAACUGAUACUUGACGGCUUCUGACUGACUGACUUUACUUCGUGUUUGUAGCCAUGUAAGAAAAAGUUAACGAAAGGUUAAUUUGUAUUUUGUUAGAAUAAAUGUCACAGUACAAGGAAAAGCUAGGAUGCAAGACUAAGACUGAGGAGGCAGAAGUUCAAAUUCUCACUCAACAUGAAGUUUGCUGGGUGUUUUUGUCUGACCUUAAACCAAGGAACCAAUGCAGUAUGGUGGAACAAGGCAUGCUGGUAGUUGCAGCCCCUGGGAGUGCUAAAAGUGAGCAAGUGGCUCCAACAAAGAGAGGAUUUAAGGUUUUUGUUCUACCAGGGCAGACAUGGCUUGGAGCCUAGAAGUUCCCUCAAGAUGUGUUACCACAUACAUUGGUAGAUCAGCCUAUGUGUCCAUGUGGAGGUGAUUGGUUCAUCAGGAGUGCAGGCUCUGAAAGACCUGACUUAGGGUGGUUCUUGGACCCCAGAGCCCCCACUGUGGCUUAGGCGAUUGGGAACCAACAUCCCACGGGCCAGUCCUGGCCCACCAGGAGUCUCAGUUUAGCCCUUGAGGGCACACACCCCAAAAAACCACGCCCACUGUCAAUCAACUGACUUUCUUCCAAUGGGUGGGUGACAGCUGACAGGCAGGAGGUGAAGUUUGGCUGCAUACCCCAGUUCCCUGUAGCUCAUCAUGCUUAUGUGCAUGUAUUUUAUGUCCGAAAGAAUUAUUCUCAUUCCCAUGUUCUGCCACUUCCCUUUGCCUCAUUUUCUGCUAGUGCACCUGACUCCCAAGUUGAACAACCAGGUUAUAGAAUAUCCAGGAGUCUCCUUGGCAGGUAAUUCCACACAAUGAACUUUUCUAGAUGUAUCGCACAGCUGGCAGGAAUGGAUUAGCAUGUCACCCUCCCUGAACCCUAGUUAAAAUGAUUUGUGGGACAUAAUUUUCUACAGUAGAUAUGAUCCAGGAUGAUGAUUGACCCUGGGAUUCAUAUAACAAUUCAUAUAACGAGAUAUUCUAGGGUAAAAUAAGCCCCAGUCACAAUGCUGUGUUAGGUGCAUUGAGCUUUUAUGUGGAAAUAAACAAAGUGCUGUGGGUUAAACCACAGAGCCUAGGAUUUGCAGAUCAGAAGGUCGGCGGUUCGAAUCCCCGUGGUAGGGUGAGCUCCCGUUGCUCGGUCCCUGCUCCUGCCAACCUAGCAGUUCGAAAGCAUGUCAAAGUGCAAGUAGAUAAAUAGGUACCGCUCUGGCGGGAAGGUAAAUGGCGUUUCCGUGCGCUGCUCUGGUUUGCCAGAAGUGGCUUAGUCAUGCUGGCCACAUGACCUGGAAGCUGUACACCGGCUCCCUCGGCCAAUAAAGCGAGAUGAGCGCUGCAACCCCAGAAUUGGUCACAACUGGACCUAAUGGUCAGGGGUACCUUUACCUUUUUAAACAAAGCCUAUCUAUAUUAAAUGAACCACACUUUCUUCUUCUAACCACUUUUUAUAAGGCUCUGGAUGAUUAUUUCAUGUCCUUUAGCAAAUGUAUAGGAAAACAGUACAUGCCAUCCCCCAUAAAAACAUUACUCAAAAGUUUACCUUUAGGACAAAGUUUAAAUAAUAGUAGAAGGGCUUUUAUUUUUCUGUUGUUUGUGUCUAUUAAGAACCCCUUUCAAAAACUGAUGAAUGAAGUAAACUAUAAAAGGAGAACUCACAUUCAUCAACUUGGGGAACCGAAGUAGGGUUCCUAGAACUCUGCCUUCUUCCAGUGGUUUUAAAUUCAUGAGAAAAAUUGGGCAAUUAUUCAGUGUCCAUUCAGAAAUUGAACUUUUGGCAGUGUUUGUUUCAUGAAAUAUUGAGUGCUCUGGUCAUUAAUUUAUUGUCAGCAGUCAAUUUUGAUUUGUUUUGCCUUUGCUUUUAUUCUAUAAUGAAGUAUGGACGUAAAUAUUAGUAUGGACGAUUAGCACAUAAACAUUGCAAAGUAUGUAGUCUUAAUUUGUUUUUCCUGAACUGUAAUAGAAUCAUAGAGUUGGGUCACCUAUAUCAUAUGAAUGCUUUAAACACACACAGCUUGCUUUAAAAAAAAUAUGAAACAGACAAAUAGUUUUUUGUGCUAACUAUACACUAGAGCAGGGAGGAGGCAAAUUUUUGUGGUAGUGCAUAAGGUCCCAGGUUCAUGACUAGUUUCUCCAGCUGAAGUAGCUCAGCCCUUUAAAGGAUACUGCCAGUUAGGGUAAGCAGUACUGGAUUGUAGACCCUAAGUCCAGCUCAAAUAAAGGCAGCUCCUCAAAUAUAUCAACUGUUAAAAUUAGGUCCGAACCAAACAUUAAAAAUAAUUUUAGGAUUUAAAAAAAUGAACUUUCCAAUAUAUCUAUCCAGAUUUUGAAUGGAGAAUCCAGAUUCAUUUUUGAAUGUGAAACACUUACCUCAGCAAUUUGAAUCAAAAUGCUUUUAGCCUUAACAGAUUUUCCUGACUGAAACCUGUUAAAAUCAAAACAUGCAGAAUCUCAUGAAGCCGUCAACUACUAAUUAUCAUUGCAUGUUGUCUAUCAAACACUGUCAGACAUGAAAUACAGUUGAAUGACAACCAACUUACUGUCGAAUAUGAAACUUUAUUUCAUUGCAACUUCCAAAUAUCCAUUUAUUUCUCCCCUCCGUAAAACAAAGGUCAGUUGCAAAACUUUGUAACUGUGUUUAAGGAAAUUGGAAGAUGAGUUUGGCACAGAGGAAAAGCAGAACUCAAGACCUAAGGUUGGAGGAACUGGGUGCUACAAAAGACGCUGGAGAAUUAGGAAGUUGGGAAGAACUGAGAAGCCAAAGGGUCUUCACAGAGAAGCCUAUUACCAGAGCUGGCCCUUCUCUAUAAUUAGGCAUGAUGGACAAAGUUUUAGAGUGUAGGUCAUCAACCUAAUACCUUCUGGAAUGUGUCCAUAGCAAACAAAACAUAUUGAAGCAAUUGUGCUCAUACAAGGCCCAUGACACUUCACUAAACUGCUCUGCAACCAGCAGGCCGUUCAAAGCAGGAUGCAAUAAAUUUUAUUCACAAAGUGUUUUGUUAACAUGUCACAACAGAUCACUGAGUAAUCACUCAACUGAGUAGUCCAUAAGAACCUAUGAAGAGCCCUUCUGGACAAAAGCCCAUCUAAUCCAGCAUUCUCUUCUCACAGUGGACAACCAGAUGCAGGACAUGGGUGCAAUAGUACUCUCCCAGCUUCAACCCCCAGCAAAUACAGGGUGAGUCUUUUAAAAGAGGCCCCAUGUGUACUCUGUAUCCAUGGGGCCUCUUUUAAAGGACUCACCUGUAGUAUUCAGACUCAGAAUUACCCAGAAAAGCUCCAAUGACCAACAUUUCAUUGAUGCAACAGUGAAGAACCGUAAUCAUUUCAUUGAUCACACCACCAUGACUGCUCAGUAUGCUCAAAAGCGGAAUCUAGACCUGCUUAGUUAUUUUUGCCCAAUUAUUUCUCUACCUGCACUUUAGUUGCCAUCCUUGAUGUUUCAGCUUAUGGAGCUCUCUGUGGUGCCCAGCGAUUACUUGAGCUCUAGUCAGCGGGAACAGUUAGUAGUAAUGUCAUUGCUGCUCUGCCCAGCUGAGAAUUUCCUGGCUGAAUUUGACAACAGUUGAUAGGCACUAAAAUACACAAAACAUGUGGAAUUGUUAACAGCGUUAGAACCAUUUCUGUUUUGAGGAAAUUAUACGGGUAUUUUCUGCGGGUCCACUUGAAAAUGAAGCACACCUAACACAGUAAUGAAAACUAACCUUGCCAACAUACAAAUAUACCAAAAAGGGUACCUCUGUGCACCUGAAAAUUCAGUAAUGCUGAUUUAGCCAGCAUUCUCGAAUAAGCUAGGACUUCGUGCUCUAACUAUAGACAUGCAAGGUUAAAUCUCAAGUUCUGUUGACUCUACAUCCUGCUGCAGACAGCAUUGUGCCAACUCUGUUGUGGUCUGCCUUUAGAUAUGAGCCAGCAUCAAAUCGAUUUUAAAUGAACAUCCUUUGUAACACUGCAGAUACUGUCAUAUCCUCAGGAAGCCUUUCAUCUGUGAAAGCAAAGACUGCAGUUCUGAAACCCUUUGAGUUCAGUGCACUUCACUCGCUAUUCCAAAAAAAGCUGCUUUAUAUUUAUGAGUUAUUCAACUCAGAUACAAUGUUUUAUUAAUGGUUAUAUAUUUUAAAUUAUUCUUUCCUUUCUUUCAGCCAUUUUCUUUUGUACUAGUACUUUUGGUAAUUUGGAGCCAUUGUGUACAAGCUAAAUUAAAGCCUGCCAUUCUCAUAAAGAGCAAGAAACCACUGGCAAUUUCAGAGAAAUAUUGGUGCCUUAUUGCUUUCUAUAACAAGUUCCUUUGCUCUCCAGCUUUGUAUAUUAAUCUGCAAAAAUACAAAUGCAACAGGGUAGAGGAAAAUGCAUCAAUGUAUUUUUGUGCAUGUGUAGAGGUGUACUAGGCUCCCUUGCGCCCCUGAGAAGGAGUUGUAUUGUGACCCUCCCCUCCAUCCCUUACACCCUUGGCAAGGAGCUAUACUGGGAGAUACUAUGGACUUGAAAGUCUAAAAGGGAGUGCACAGACUGGUGGGCAGGUUCCUAGCUACUCCAAUUCAGAGUGGAAAGGCAUGAUUUUUGUGCCUGCCCUCCCAGGUUUGCACCCAGCCCACCUGCCAAAUCCUCACCCAGCCCAGCGCACCUGCCAAACGUGGCCACAAGGCUGGUCCUGAUAAGAAUCUUGUUUGUGGAGCCGAAAGGAUUCCCCAUCCCAGGCUAGGGAAGGAAAUAAUCUGAUCUGAAAUAAGGAAACUUUGUUUUUAGAGUAGAAAAUACAUCCAGGGCAACAGAGGGUCUGUCAAACUACCUUCACCUCUUCUCACAGCUAUUGCUAACAUACAGACCGAAAUGUACGAAGCUUUCAUUGUUUACAAGUGGCACACUAAUCUUAAAGGAUUCUUGACUCCUGCAGAGGAAGAAGCAGAAUGAAAGAUGUGUGGACAACCUAGUCCUGUCAGAUUAGGUUUCAGGACUAUUUGCCUACGAUCAUUUUAAAUUCCCAGCGAAGCUCAUCCUCUCACUUGCUUCUGUGCAUGAAAUGAAUGACAAAUGAGGAUUGCAACUGUGCAGCAGUCCAUGUAAGACAGCACUAACAUUAAUUUUACGUGUCCAGGCCUGGAUAUUUUGCCAUGAGAAAGUGACUUGUAUCACAAGCGCUGGAAUAUAUAGAGGUGAAAUUUGUAAACAGGGGUGAAGAGGACAGCUGACUGUAGCUGUAACGUUCUGAUUCAACAGCAGAGCAGAGAUACAGCAGAUGUAAAAGCCCACUAGGAGAAAGUUGCAGUGGUCUAGAAUACAAAUUCCAAAAUAUAAAUACAUAGCUUAUGCUAAAAGCCAUACCCUGAUGGUGCUUUGGCUCCCUGACUGGUUACUUGCUUAUUUUGAUGUUCCCUGAAUCCAGCUCUUUAUUCCUACCAUUGAUUCAACUACCUCUUGUAGUUUCCUAGGACAAGACCUACAGUAGCUCAUCAAAUAUGUUAAAUAAACAAUCCUAGGGUUGCCAUAGUUCAAAAAGUAAAAACCAGGAGCUUGUACUCAUGUCCUGUUGAGCUUCUUUUUUUUUUUAAGGAAAUCACCAAAACUUUUGAACUUUUUAAAGGAAAACCCCCAAGUUGUUCAGAUUCUUUUAGACAAACCUCCAAAUGUGUUUUUUUUUCUUUUCAAAAAUGCCAAACAACACACAGUUUUUCACUUAACUUGCCUGAGAUCCAGGACGAAGCGCUGCCUUUCAGGAAUUCCCCAUGGAUAUCAAUUCUGCCUUUGAAAUCCCAGUAAUAUCUGGGGAAAUCCGGAUGUAUGGCAGCUCUAAGCAAACUGUUAAAAAAUGUAACUGAAGCCCAAUACUUGACUUUGACAACUAGACAUUUAUUGUAAAACUCCAUCGGGAUGCAUGUGUGUUAUAUUUCAUCCAUGUUGCACGCACCUCUCUCAAUAUAUUGUUGCCACAGUGAUAUGAGAUUCCAGGAGUUCCAGGCACACUUGCCCAGGAUCCCUGUUUCCUUUUGGAAACGAGGCAUAGCAGAGACAGUGGUGUCUUUAUGAUAUAUGGCUUAUGUACACAUAUAUACUGCCUGAACCUACGAUGGAGGGGUUCAUAGCAUUAGCACUCCAAGAGCGUCUUGCUUCCUCCAUAGAUGUAGCCUAGGAUCCAACGAGAGAUCCAACAUUGUGCUCUGCUUGCUGCUUUGUGUCACCCAGUCACAUAACACCUCCUUCUAACCUCUCUAAGCUUUGGCUUUGAGGGAGAGAGGAGGCCCAUCCAUUUGCCAUCUCAGACAGAGUCCCUUGAUCAUUUGUUGUUAAUAGCCCAUCCCUAGGCUAUCACUUCAACACAAGAAGCUUCGCCUAGCUUAAUUAGCUUUUAACACUUGGCUUAAUUAUAGGAUUAGACAUGUCCAGCACACAGCCUAAUGCACACAGGUCUGACACCCAGAGUUUUAACACACUGAACCGUGAUUAAAUUCUAUCACUUACUGCUUGCAGGAAUUUACAAAUAUCUUAACACUCACAAACCCAUAAGAAUAUACUGCAUAGUCUCCCUUUAUUUAGGGUGGUAUUCCAAGUAAGUUUUACUGAGAGUAGACCCACUCAAAUUAUGGACCUAACUUUGCUGUGUUUACUAAUCUCAAUGGGUCUACUCUAAGUAAAACUUACUUAGUUUUACAAUCCUUGGUUUUCAGCAAGCUGCCAUGCUGUGCAGCUGAGCAGGAAAGUGUGUGUGUAUUGUGUGUCUAAUAGUACAGAGUAAUUAGAUUUCUAGCUGCUGUUUUUGAAAUGACGCAGUCAUAGUAGGUUCUGUUUUGAAAAACGAGGGCUACUUUUAACAGCCGUGUUUUCAUCCAGAGGCAUAUUCCCCAUGGAUACAAGGUGUACUCCUUACAUAAUUUAUUAGUGGAUUCAUUUCCCAUAAUUAGCAGUCCACAAUCUGCUGCUUUUCAAAUAUUCUUGCAAGAUUCUUCCUUGAAAAUAGGCACCUCAGAAUUAAAAUGUCAUUUUAACCUUACCCUGUUAACUUCCCAAAGGCUAGGUUCUGCUUCUAGGUAACCUGCACUCUAAUUGUGAUUAUGAUGAUUAUAAUGAUCUGCCUUCCACCUUAGGGGAAUAUAUCUGUAAUUCAAAAGUAUGGUUUGAUGAAUGGAAUCCUAUCAUGAAAUCAAAUAACCAAUGUUAUAUUAGAAUGAAGACAGCCAUUCUGACUGCCCUGGAAACAAAGUCAGAAUGCAGCAGUUUCGCCAUACUUUAUCAUGUCUGCCUUCUUCAUCCUUAUUUUGGAUCCUCUGAUUUAAUUCACUCAUUGCACUAUAAAAUGCAGUGUUUGAAAGCUGCAUAAUGACAUUGGUGAAUUGAUAAAUAUUUUUUUUUUAAUUGUACCCUCUAAGAAAUCUUUCGCUAACAUGAGAGAAGUGAGGCAAAACUGAGAUUUCCAUCAACGCAGCCAGAUUAGUAUUGCAGUGGAAAAUGGGAUGUUUGCUUGCCUAGUUGAUUACAUUAAGCUAGUGACAAGGGAAUUAAAGGGCCAUGAAGUCCCAAACAUUCUGCCCUGACAGUACCUCUGGAAAAACUGCAAGAAAUGGAAAUAUGAUACUUUUCAUUCUUAAGAAGCAUUUGCAGUUCAACCAUCAUGAUGCAUCAAGAAAUCAGAGAAGGUGCAACUGUCAAAAGCAGAGAGGACUCUCUACAGAUUUAUAAAAGUAGCUCUUUGCAGUAGCGAGAAGUAAAAGCUUUGUGUGGUGAAGUGCUCAGCAAGUCAUUAAUUUCCUUUGGGUACAUCAGUCAUGUUUCGUGAAGAAAGUUCAUUUGCCCAAUGGAAACUCAGAUGCACCUUAGUGACAGAAGAUAGAGAUUAUAGAUAAAAGAGAUGAAUGGUGGGAGCAGUGGGUUUUGGUGGAGGGGAAAGGGACAGAGUCAAGAAGAGUGUUAUGUUGUAGGUUAAAAUGAAAGCAAAAGAGAGAAAAGAUCAGACAACAGGAAAAGCAAGACAGGGUGGAAAUUAGGGGCAGGGCUAGCUCAAGUAAAUGCAGAGACUUGACUGAAGAACGGUACAGUGGUACCUCGGGUUAUAUAUGCUUCAGGUUACACACUCCGCUAAUGUGAUGGCCUGGGAAUCCGAUUCAGAGGCUGAACCGGAGGAAUCCCAGCCUGCACAGGAGUCCCCGCCUCCAGGGCCGGCUGAACUGGGACAGGGCCUUGAUUCUGAAGCGCCUGCACCUGUGCCGGAUCCUCAGGAGCAGGCACCAGGUGAAUCCACUCUGGCUCUGGAGGUGGUUGAGGACUCAGUGGCUACAGGUGAGUCUCCCCCUGGGUACAGUAACCCUUCAGCCUCUCCUGAACUGCAGAGGCUCAGGGCAGAGAGGUGAAGGGAACUGGUUUCUCCCAGGAGGAGUGCUCGCCUUAAGGCCAGGAGAGGCGGGUCUCCUGGGGGCUGGGACCGCCCCUGGCCUCAGAGAAGAUAAAGGCCAGUCAGCCCGGUCCCAGGUUGCGGGAGCAACGUCGUUGAUGAGCUGUUUCGGCCAGCAUCCAGUCCUGUUCCCCCAGUGUUCCUGUCCCUGCCAGGCUUCCUGCUUCGGACCUCACCUCGCUCCUUGUGAACUGUUUCCAGACCAGUGACCCAGGACCGGACUUUGACUACGCCAAUGGUAACCUUCCCCCCGGGACCAGCACAGCUAACCUAGAAAUAGUGCUUCAGGUUAAGAACUUUGCUUCAGGAAGAGAACAGAAAUCAGGCUCCGGCGGUGCGGCGGCAGCAGGAGGCCCCAUUAGCUAAAGUGGUGCUUCAGGUUAAGAACAGUUUCAGGUUAAGUACGGACCUCCGGAACGAAUUAAGUACUUAACCCGAGGUACCACUGUACACUCCUUCUAUCUGGGAUGGUCGUCCUCUUCCACCAAGCGCGCAGCUUUGGGAGGGAUGCACAUGAACCGGUGAGAGAGGGAGGGGACACCCACCUAGCUGGCCAGAUCAGUUGAAUCAACCCUGGCAAUCAAUGGGGUGACAGAUUGGGGUUGGCCUCCACCUCUUUCCCCCUUUUCUUCCCAAUGUCUCAACAAAUGAAACUGGUUUGUAAAAAUGUUACAUGGGAAAAAAAACCACGAGAGAUAUUGCACACUUUUGUAAGUCAACAAAAUCUUUAAUAACCCCCCCUAAAAAAAUGGGGUGACAGAUGUCACAGUCAGACCACCCUCACAUCCAAAUGCAGAGACUAAGCGAGAGGUCAGAAGAAGCAAGAAACAGUAUUAACAGAAGCUACGUUAAAAAUGGGGUGGAAAUAGAAUGGCAUCCUGCUUCUUUUAGGCAGAUAUUUCACCUUCCCACUUCUUUUCAGGUGGACAUAACUGAAUUUAGCCUAACCCCUUUCAUUCCUUUUGUCUCCUCCACAAGAAUAAUGAGUAUUGUAGUUUGUUAAGCGUUGCUGGGAGUUGUGAUCCUGUGAGGUUUGAGCUACAGUACCCAGAUUUUUUUUGAGGGAAACAAUGUGCUUCAAAUGUGCUUUAAAGGUAUAGUGUGUACACAGCCUAAGUUACGUCUGUUAUUUUCAAUAGGUUUACCGUAUUUUUCCGUGUAUAAGACUAGAGGGUUUUUUAACCAAAAAAUUAGGUUUAAAAUUGGGGUUUGUCUUAUACACGGGUAGUGCUGAGGGGUAUUUUCUUAAUUCAGAGUCCCCCAAAAUAGGAGGCAUCUUAUACAUGGGGGUGCCUUAUACACGGAAAAAUACGGUACUUUGAUUAAAGCUCAGUUUAAUACCAUGCUUCCCCCCCUUAUAUACAUUUUAUUGAUGCUUAUUAAGUCUUUUAAAUGUGAACUGCUUUGUGAGGUUCAACAGGGAGAAACAUUAAUGCAUGCAUACGCUUGCCUUGAAUAAAUAAACAUAGGUGUUUUAUUAGAUUAUCUUGAUCAACAUGUCAUGUGACAUGUUCAUAGGUCCAGCAGAAAUCCAUAUCCAAAAAAGUCAACAUCUUCUUAUAGUUAGUAUUCUAGGCUCACAACUACUUAAAAUUCUAACCUUGUAGCAUUAGUCAUCCAAAAAAAACCAGAGGACUUUAAUAAGGCUGUCAAAUUUGCUAACACUUGGUGUGAUGUGAAUUAUUCCCUUGCAUUCAGAAGCAGUCAGAAAUCACCUAGCAUUCACUAGCAGAAAACACAUCAUUUUAUUCAUGUGUCAUUUUAGAUUCCACUCCCCCCUCCCCUUCCAAAGCAGGUUACAUCUAUUAUAGAGAGACUAAACCUGUAGCUUCUGUUUUUUUGACCUCCUUUUCAUAAUGGAAGCAAUUCUUAACUUGCAUUGUAUUACUUCAGUGUAACCUAUGUUGAAAAUGUGUGCAACUUAAUUCCAAGUAAUAUAUUCAGGACUUGAUGUAAGUCUGGUAAAUUAAUUUCUUUUCCAGCUGAAGAUUUUGCUUUAUUCCAAUCAUUCAUAUGUAUGGUAUGCACACAUUUUUAAAAGUUCAUAUUACAGAAUAAACUAGUUUUUUAAAAAUGUAAUGCAGUUAACUACCAUGGAAAGGUACCAUUCAUUGAAUACUAGAUUAGACAAAUCUGCCAUGCUUAAAUGUUUUUAGAGUCAUGGAGUAAAGACAGUGAUUUAUAGUGUUAACAGUGCAAUCAGAUUCUUUACUUAUUAUUUAUUCAUUUAAUUUUCAAAAAAAGGGGGGGAGAUUGAUUUUAAUUAUUUAUUCAGUCCUCCUGAAUAAGCCCAAGGUGGCACAUCAAUAAUAAGUAAAAUAAAUUAAGGCACUAAAAAACACACCACAAUUUAAAACAUAAAAACAGUUCAUUCUAAAAACAGUUAAAACAUUUUCUCAGCUGGCGAUCUGAAUUUUGCCAAGAACAGUGACUUUUGGCCAUCAAAUGCCUAAGUAAACAGGAAUGUUUUGAAGGUCUUCCUGAAAAAUCAAUAAUGAGAAAGAUAGACACACGUCAGAAAGAAAGGCAUUCCACAGUCAGUAUCUGCCACUGAAAAGGUGUUGUUGUCAUGAGUCAUCACCAAGGCUUCACCUGCUGAUCAUAAUGGUCUGAGAUAGUUGAUAUUGGAGAAUGUGCUCUUUUAGAAACACCAUAGAGAACAGAAGGAUGGACAAAUUGACAAGUCACUUUUCCAAAAUAUACAGUGGUGCCUCGCAAGACGAAAUUAAUCUGUUCCGCGAGUCUCUUCGUCUUGCGGUUUUUUCGUCUUGCGAAGCACGGCUAUUAGCGGCUUAGCGGCUUAGCGGCUAUUAACGGCUUAGAGGCUUUAAGAAAAAGGAAACAAACUCGCAAGAACUCGCAAGACGUUUCGUCUUGCGAAGCAAGCCCAUAGGGAAAUUCGUCUUGCGGAACGACUCAAAAAACGGAAAACUCUUUCGUCUUGCGCGUUUUUCGUCUUGCGAGGCAUUCGUCUUGCAAGGUACCACUGUAUAGCAGAUGACAGAGGAAUGGUUAGAAAGCAAGAUCAAUGUAAUAAAUCUCCUCAAGCCUGCCCUUUGUAGUAAUAAAAUAAUUACGCUAAAAUAUAUCUUGUUUUUUUAUAAUAGAAUAUAUUUUGAUGUACUUUCUUGUAUCUCCUUAAAGUUCUUUUUUUAUAAUGUUACUGUGUUCAUUUUGGUUGCAGUUCAUGAAGCCAUUACAUCAAAACUCCCUAUGAAACACAUAGUUAUUACAGCCAUGUUAUUGCUAGAAUUUAUUAACAGGUAAUUCGGUUUGUGACUGCAGCUUAAAUAAACAAUGCUUGUAAAUCAUCAGGAGCUUCUGAAAUGAGAAAAUCUAAUUGUAUUUUUGCACAGAGCAAUCAUGCUUGUUCAAAUGUCAAUAAGCCACAGGAACAAGCAGCAACAUGUCUGAGGUUUACAUGUUUCAAACUUCCCUGCCCCCACCAACGCCUCUCCUUUUUUGGUGUGGAGAUUGGAGUUUUUCAUUUCUGGUUGUUGUUUUUACUAAUCACGGUUCAGCAUUAUUGUGAAACCCUACUACAGUUAAUCCUAACUAUCAUUUCUUGAAACGAUCCAAGAUUUGAAACAAGCCAUUAUUUGAAGUUUCAAACAAACCACAUUAAAAUUAACCCCAGUUUGUUCGGUUCCGACAAAAUGAUGAGCUGCAGUUAAUUAAAAAAUGGAAGCAAAACUUUCUGAAGCCUUUCUUGCACCCACGCUGGAGAAGGGUGAAGCACAGGGACCCAAGACUCACUACAUCUCAUUCCCAUAGUGAUAUAUCAUGAUUUAUCAUGAGAUCUGAAUGCAGGAAUAGGCUAGAUAUUUCUUCAUUUUAUUUUGAUCAAACCUUCUUGCUCCGGUGAGUAACGUGACCACUGAAUUCUGCAUCAGCUAAAGUUUCUGAACCGUCCUCAGAGGCAGCCCAACAUAUAACAUGUUGCAGUAAUCUAACCUAGAGGUUACCAGAGCAUAGAUAGCAGAAGUUAGACCAUCCCUGUUCUGAUGGGGUGCAGCUGGGUCACCAGCCGAAGUUCAUGGAAGUCAAUCCAUGCCACCAAGGCCACUUGAGCCUGAAGCAACAGCAAUGGACACAGGAGUACCCACAAUCUAUGUACCCGCUCCUUCAGAGGGAGUGUAACUCCAUCAAGAGCAGGCCACCUCCCAUCCAUCCGGUAUAGGGAACCACCUCCUAACACUGCUUCAGUCUUAUUUGGAUUGAGCUUCAGUUUGUUGGCUCUCAUAUAGUCCAUUACCAAGGCUAGAAAUGUACACUAGUGGUCACAAUUGUGGAAACCUUUUGGGAAAAGUGUAUUUCUGAAGUUUGAUGGCUCAUAACACCACUUUUUGGGGGAGUAAUACCAUAUCAUUAUAUAUCAAUGGAAAGAUAAUUUAAUGAAGAAUCUAAUGCAACAAAGUUUGUUCAAUUAUCUGUAUUCUAUCAAAAGUUAUAUUUUAUCCAAAUAACCAGAAAAAGGAAGCAUAACUUGCUUAGGUUGAUAUGCAGUAACUUUCCUUCAUUUGAAUGUAGCCAAUGAGCAUGAGUGUUAGAGCCAAUCAGGUGUUAUGAGCCAUCAAACCUCGGGAAUACACUUUUCCCAAAAGGUUUCCACAAUUUUGGCCACUAGUGUAGCUACAUCUUGUGCAGACGCAGAAAACUAUGGCUACCAUUGUAAUUUCCAAAAUAACUUUUUUUAAAAAAACUCCACCUGGUACAUUUUUGCUGUAUAAAAUGUGAUUCUUUUCCGUUUCCUCUUGAAGUUACAAUUUGCAUUCAAAUGUCUUGAGAUAGAAUUUUCUUUUUCAAAUAAUUGCUUCGUUUGCUGUUGGAAUAGUAGUACUCUAAAUGCACAGUGUUAUGGAGGGUGGGGGAGAAAUACUCAUCACAAAUGCAAGUUUAAAAUUGUGCGUUUCACUUAUUCCUUCCAAGUAUCUACAUGCCAAUGGAAUUGUUCACCGUGAUUUGAAACCAGAAAAUCUACUGUAUGCAACGCCAGCUCCAGAUGCAUCUUUAAAAAUAGGUAAAUACUGUUCUUCUGUACCAGCUUUGGUUUGCGUGUUGGUGUUCUAGUGCAGCCUUUUCUAUACUGCCCUAUACCCACAGGUCUCUGGGCGGUUCACAGGAUAAGCUCCCAUCACCCCUAGUCAGAAGGGCCAGUGGUCAGGAAUGAUUGGAGUUGUUUCCCAACAGCAUCUGGGGACCCGAGACUGGGGAAAGGAUGCUGUAGUCUAGUGCAGAUGCCCCAUUGUUUUCAAUUCAGGAAAGGGAAUGUGCAUGCUUUCAUUUCAUUGAUAUUAUUCACAGAACAUUCCACAGCUUUGAAUAGGGCACCCUGUGCUUCAGAGACCUCUGCAUGCCCUACAAAACCCUUUGAAUUUAUUUAUUUAUUUUUAAAAUGGGAAGCGGUUUCCUUUAUUUUUAUUUUUUAUAUAAUUUUUAUUCAUUUUUCUGUUUUGCAAUUUACUCAAUUUAAACAUCCUUAAAAUAUCAAUGACUCCCCUUCUUCUCUUUUCAUGGUUCAUUUUGCAUAUCAUGAAUCCCUGCAUACUUUACAUAAACUAAACCAUUCAGUAUUCCAUCAUUACAUCCAUCAAAACUAAUUUACACUGUUGAAUUUAUCUUAAUGCUGCCAACGUUUUCAAAUGUACACAAUUUCCCCCCAUAUAUUCAAUAAAUAUUUUCCAAUCUUCUCUAAACGUAUGUUCUUCUUCUUCUCUUAUUCUAUAUGUUAGGUCUGCAAGCUGCACAUAUUCCAUCAGCUUAAGUCGCCAAAAAACCCUUUGAAUUUCACUGAUCCCCAUUCCUAUACAAUCAAUUGUCCAUAUCGAAGACAUUAUUUUGUACUACAUUAUUUUCUCAGGAUUCUCUUGUCCUCCUUUCCCUAUACCUCUGUGCAUUCUGUUUUAGAAAUAAUCAGCAAAUGAAUAGAUACCUUUAAUUGCCCUAGUGGGCAUAUGAUGUCUUCAAUUAUAAAUAAAAAUAAUAAUGUCCGUUAUCUAAGCAACUGAGGAUGCAAUUCUGUGGUCCCUAGGAAAGCAUCCCUGAAGACAUAGGGGUGGAGGCAGUGCCGGAUUUACGUAUAAGCUAAACAAGCUAUAGCUUAGGGCUCCACUCUCUUGGGGGCACCCCAAAAAAUUAAAGGAAGAGAAACACUGGAUGUACAUUUCCAAAAUAUAAGAUAAAAAACAAAUAAAAUGGCUCUAGAUACCUAUUAGGUCCAUAAAUUACCAUAUAGCAUGUACAGUCAAACCUUGGGUUACAGCCGCUUCAGGUUGCGUUUUUUUGGGUUAUGCACCUGCUGAAAUGGGUUACUUCCGGGUUUUGGCGGUCGCGCAUGCGCAGAAGCCCCGAAUCACAACCUGCAUGUGUGCAGAUGUGCCGCUGCGGGUUGCAAACGCGCAUCCCGCACGGAUCACACUCGCAACCCAAGCGUCCACUGUAUUCAACACAAAAAACAGUGACAAUUUGUUGUUGACAAAGGACAGCUGGAGAUAUAAAGGGCCCCAUUACCUUCAGUAGCUUAGGGCCUCAUCAAACCUCAAUCCGGCCUGGGGUGGGGGAAUCUCCUUGGAGGACAGAGAGAAAGUUUUAACCUUGUAAGCCUCUUCGCUGAGGCACCAGAAGGGUGUCUGCUGGUUCUUCUCUGCUGAGUGAGAUGUCAUGGAAUAUGCUCUGGUGAUAUGUACCAGGAGAAGCAAAUCAACACAAACCUGGGAAGCCCCUCUGUCACGAGCAGAAGCGUUUCCCACUCAUACAUUGACAACUUUGGAUUCAAUGAAUUUAGGAUUGGAUGUAUUCACCCACCAGAAAGUUUCACUCCUGUACCUUACACAAGGUGUAAUUUGAUUAGUGUUUGAUUGUUAUUUGAUUAGUAUAACAUUUCCAAAUGACGAAAUAUUAUGUUCAUUUCAUUCCACGGUAUCGUACAAGAAAUAUAAAAUAAUGAUAAUAACAAAUAAUGAAUCCUUUCUGGUUUAUAUGUAACAGCUGAUUUUGGACUUUCCAAGAUUGUUGCAGAUCAAGUGACCAUGAAAACAGUCUGUGGGACUCCAGGGUACUGUGGUAUGUUCCUUUAUUGCUUACAGUAUGUUAGAUAUCUAUCUAUUUGUAUUCAGUUGCCUUAAAUGCUUAGGGUGGUAGUCACCUAAGUUUUAUUCAGAUUAGACCCACUGAAAAAACUUGUAGCUUCACUUUAAAAAGGCACAGUUGAUAGAGGGCUCUGUAAAGGGUUUUGGAUAUUUCCCUCCAUUUGGGGCGUCAUUUAUGACUGAUACACAUUAUGACUGACGAACAAGAAUAUUACUAUUCUUUACUGCAUUUUCUUUAUCACGACUUCUGUCAACAUAAAUCACAAAAUGAAUAUUACUAACAUGGAAUGAACAGUGUUAAAGACACAUUUAAGAGUGUUAAAUGCGCAAAUGGUAAAGUGUAGAAGGUGGCGUUAAGUACAAAGGACAAGGCAUUUUAGGAAAAUUAAUGGUAUUUCUGUUUGAGGUAAUGUUAGGUGAGCAUUCCUAAAGUCCCAAAUGAAGGCCACUGGAAGCUGUGGCCUUACUAUCAGGUAGGGUGAGGCAGCCAAGUCAGACAGCUGGUUCUGAGUGUCAUGAAAUGACAGCAAGUUAAUUCAUUUCUUAUUGCUGUGUUUUUUUUCUGCAAAGGAGAUUAAGAGGUGCCUGUGGUAUACAUGCCAACUCUAUGAGGCUGAGGACAGCUCAGUCCCCACAUAGUAUAUGGGGCUGGGGCUGAGCCCCCCCCCAAUCUUGAGGGGCUGAGCCCUGCUGGGCCUCCCCACCACAUGACAAGACCCCCCCCCCCAUGUUGAGCAUAACUCAGCGCUUCUGCCCUGUGGUAUUUUCUGCCUCAAGAUGCCAAAAUAUCUUGACUGGCUUUUAAGUAGUACUGUAUUUUUCGCUCCAAAAGACGCGCCAGACCAUAAGGCGCACCUAGUUUUGGGAGAAGGAAAACAAAAAAUUAUUCUGAAUCCCAGAAGCCAGAACAGCAAGAGGGAUCUGGCUUCUGGGAUACCAUGUGGCUGUUCUGCGCCAAGCCUCUUCAGGGCAGCGGGAUGAAGGCUCCCCCUGCCCGAAGAGGCUGUGCGUGGCUAAGGCAGAAGCCAGGGCAGGCGCGUCGCUGAAGGGGCGCUCCCUCUAUGAGAGGCAGAACUGCGCAGCGCCCCUUCAGCGAAGCUGGAGAAGGAACAGAAGGAGACCCUUCUGUUCCUCCUCCGGCUUCGCAGGACAGGCGCUGCGCAGAGAGGGAGAGCUGUGCAGCGCCCUUUCAGCGAAGUGGGAUGAGGAACAGAAGGGGCUCCGUUCUUCCUCCCGCUUCGCUGAAGGGGCGCUGGUCAGCUCUACCUCUCUGCGCAGUGCCAUUUGCUCCAUAAGACGCACUCACAUUUCCCCUUACUUUUUAGGAGGAAAAACGUGUGUCUAAUGGAGCGAAAAAUAUGGUAUGCACCUUGACUGAAAGGGUGCCGUUUGCUGCUCUGCCUCAGGCAGCAAAAUGUCUUGAGCCCUGGGUGGAGGUCCUCCAGGUAGGGCACUGGAAAGCUCCUCUGCCAUCGCUCUAGCAGUGGCAGUGUUCUGUAGGUAGCGGCCCCCAAAACCGAAUGUUCUGGAAGGGUAUCAGAAGAGCUUUGAAUCCACAGGAUCCAAAGUCUCUUUGUUCCUUUGACACCCCAGAAAAGCUGGAAGAUGUACACCAGCCCUGGAGCUAGUUAUUUCCCCUGCCAUCGGUAUCAGUGAGAAGAGGAAUUUAAAAAGUCAAAUUGGGGGGACAUCUCCAGAAAAUCCAUCCACACUUACUUUCUGCUCUGGCCACUGCCAGCUUAGGAAGUGGUGGUUUUUCCACCAUGGAGUCAUCCUCCUCCCUUCCGAAUCUUAAGAUUGCCCUGUAAAUAUUUAAAACAUUAGCUUAGAUUAUGUUGCAUUUUGAUAGGAAGAAAUAAAUCUGUUUGUUUCAACGCACCACCAGGCUUGGGCUUUUAAUAAUAGAUGUAAAUAAAGGGUAAGGGAUUAGAAACGCAGCAAAACAAUGUCCAGACAAAAGCAGGAUUCCAAAUGGGAAAAUUUGAAACAACCACAUGCAAUGAGAAAUGGUGGUGUUACUUGUCCAUGAAUAAUUAACUUCCGAGAAUAGUCAUGCAUUGCCUGAGGGUAGCAAGGCAAGUCAACCACAAAAUGGAAAUAAUAGAUUAUCACUUUUUGAGCACAUUAUGUGUAACGAGCCAAGAUCUGAUAUCUCAGAUAAUGCACUGAUUAAGACAUGCAAGGAAUACAAACUCACUUUUCAGAAUCUGAAAGGAAAUUAAAAGUAUGAAUAAUUAACAGUGGGAUCCUAUGCAUCCCUACUCAAAACUAAGUCCCAUUGAGCUUCCUGGCACUUACCGUAUUUUUUGCUCUAUAAGACUCACUUUUUCCCUCCUAAAAAGUAAGGGGAAAUGUGUGUGCGUCUUAUGGAGCAAAUGCAGGCUGCGCAGCUAUCCCAGAAGCCAGAACAGCAAGAGGGAUUGCUGCUUUUGCUGCGCAGCGAUCCCGCUUGCUGUUCUGGCUUCUGGGAUUCAGAAUAUAUUUUUGUUCUUGUUUUCCUCCUCCGAAAAAUAGGUGGGUCUUGUGGUCUGGUGCGUCUUAUAGAGCGAAAAAUACAGUACUUACCAGCAAGAGUGUGUAGGACUGCAUCUUGAAUGAAGGCAAAAGAAAAAGGGGUUGCUGCUAGUUUUUUAAAAAGGAACAUUAUCCCUUGACUAAAAUAAAUUGAACCUAUUUGGGUGACAUUCCACUGGAUUCUGGAACCAAAUGUUUUUCGCUCUUUCCCUUUUGCCAAACAUGGAACUAGACAAUUGAACAGGACGUUGUAAUUACAAAGAGUUAUAAUUUUCAGCAAGCCUUACCAAACAACAGUACCUAGAAUUCUUUGAGGGAAAGGAUGUGCUUCGAAUGUGCUUUAAAGAUAAAGUAUAUACAGUACACAGCUGUAGAGUCAGAUUUCAUGGUCCAGAUUUCUUUUUAUUAUUAUGAAGGGUUGUAACAAAAGGUCCCACAAUAGAAGCCAGUAUCAUCAAGCAAUUGAAGUGCAGGAGACAAGUGCUUGAGAGGGGACUGUGCUUUCUUCUGUUCUUCUGAAGAAGCUUCACUUCAUAUGAUAAUAAUAUUACCGAAGAAUAAUAGUUUAAUAAUAUUCAUUCUGAAUAGCUUCACUAUAUCUCUUUCCUGAAACAUAUUCUCCUAGCACAUCUGAAUGCACAAUUAAUGCACAUAUUUCAGUAAAGAAAUUGGUCUACCUUUGCUGAGCUUAAGCUGCUUUAUUUAUUUUCUUUCUUUUUCUCUCUCUCACAUAGGAAUUCUAGGUUUCUAGAAUUAUGCUUUUUCUUACCACUGCCUCUGCAUUGGGCCCAUCCGUGUUGGCCACUGCUCUGUUUCACUGCUAUUUCUUUCUACAUUAAAUUUUUGUUUUAUUGACAAGGUUUUUAUAAUCUGCAGCACCGGAAAUACUGCGAGGCUGUGCCUACGGCCCAGAAGUGGACAUGUGGUCCUUGGGAAUAAUCACUUACAUCCUGUGAGUUUGGCUAAAAAUUACCCUAUAUAGGCAAAUGUGAUUCAUUUAUUAGUUUGCUUGGUUUCUCUUCAGAUCGUAUAAAUCUUUCACCUUACUGAAGUAGUUUGUUUUCUAGCCACCAGAUUUUGUGUUCUGAAAUGUGUUUGGAAGAUGGUACAAACCGUACAUUAAAAAAAUUGUACUGCCCCUCAUUUGUUGAAAAUUGAAGUCUUUUGGCAUGUUUCUCCUUCUAAUUACUCUAUUUUUUCAUGAAUGGCCAUUAUGUUUAACUGGAAUAGCCACUGAUCUUUAACUGGAAUCAGUGGCUUCCCUCACGCUGAUCAUGAGUCAAUUGGCAUUUUAUUUUUGGCUGCAGUUUAUGCACUUUACACAGGAGGAAACCUUAUUAAACACAGUAAAAACUUACUUCCAAAUUAACAUGGGUACGAUUGCAGUACACGCCACUCUUGUCCACUCUUAUGAUACUCUGCACUGGUAUCAACAUUGUCCUUUAGCCAAUACAGGCAGCCAUGAAGGUGUAGUAUCAAAGAUUGUCACUCCCUUGGGUUGGAAGCACGGUGAGGAUGUCAUCCAAUUUCCCUCAUGUUUGUGGGAGAAGUUGAGAAGUAAGUUCCCAGCGCUCUCCCAGGAGAAUAGGGAACCUAUUGAAAGGAAUGCCCCCUCAGAAAGAGCUAGGAGUUUAGGUCACCAGAGUGAGAGGGGGGCUGUUCCUCAAGAUAGCUUAAACAAUUUUUUGGAAACCCCUUUUUGCAUUGGGUCUUUAAUUGUAGUGGAGAUGAUACUUGUAUUGUGGCUGCUUAUGUUAAAUCUGAACAACAACAACAACAAUUUUAUUGUUUAUACCCCGCCCAUCUGGCUGGGUUCCCCCAGCCACUCUGGGUGGCUUUCCAGCAAAAUAUAAAAAAUAAUAAAAUGUCAGGCAUUAAUAACUUCCCUGAACAGGGCUACCCUCAAAUAUUUUCUAAAAGUUGUGUAAUUCUUUAUCUCCCUGACAUCUGGUGAUGGGAGGGUGUUUCACAGGGAAGGCCCUCUGCCUGGUUAACUAUGAUAGAACCAGGGCUUUUUUCCAGGUGGAAUUUGAUGGAACUCAGUCUCAAUGCCAUUGCAUUCCAAGAGAAUGAGGGAGGUGUUCAUGGUGAGUUCCAGCAUCUCUUUUUCUAGAAAAAUAGCACUGGAUAGAGCCAGUUGUUAUCUACAGAGAAGGCAACCCCCAUUGCAGCAAUGGUGCUCCUUCUUUUAGUAUUCAUGGCUGCAAUUUUGUAAACCUAGACAUGCAGUUAGAACAGCAAUGGGGAAACUGUCAGAGAAACUUUUCAGAGAAACCAAUAGAUGGCAGCCUUGAUACCUACCAGGUUUUCUGCUGUGUCAGCCUCAGAACAGAAUAUUUCUAAUGCUACUUUGCUUCCACCUACAGCCCAGUAUGAGAUAUACUUAGGUUUCAAAUUGCCUAAAUACUUUUUACCGUAUUUUUCGCCCUAUAGGACGCACUUUUCCCCCUCCAAAAAUGAAGAGGAAAUGUGUGUGCGUCCUAUGGGGCGAAUGCAGGCUUUCGCUGAAGCCUGGAGAGCGAGAGGGGUCGGUGCGCACCAGGCUUCAGGAAGCUAUCCGCAAGCCGUGGGAGCUCAGCGCCCCCCAGGCUUCGGGCUUUGCGCAGCUCUCAGCAAGCCGUGGGAGGGCUGCGCGAAGUCGCGCAGCUCUCCCACGGCUUAUGGAGAGCUGCCUGUUCUGGGGGCUGGGGUCAGGGGAAGCUCAGGCUUCCCCCGCCCCAGCCCCGCGCCUGGGGGGGGGGUUCUUUAUUUCCCCCCCAAAAAACUAGGUGCGCCCUAUAGGCCGAAAAAUACGGUAAUCCUCCCAAAUGUUGUGAAGAAAAAUAAAUAGAUUAAAAAUCCUUCAUACGUAUUGCAAAAUCCUUUGUGCUCUGUUAAUCUCUUAUGGCCUGAUCCCGUGAGCCAUUGGCUGAACAGAGUAGCACAUAAGAACAUAUGUGGAAAGCUGCUGUAGCAGGAAGAAGCUGGUUUAGGACUUAUUCCUCUAUUCUUUUAGGCAUGGGGAAAUUUUAUGGGGAGAUAAACAUGUGACUACUCCCCCUACAGUCUGAGAAGGGCCAUUCUAUCUGAUGUUCCUUACUGUACACACUUGCAUUUGACUCUUGGUACUGAAGACUUUUAAACAUGCUAUGAAUUCUACGUCCAAUAUUAUUUAUUUCUUAAAAUUAAUACACCACUUGAUUGUAAAAACAAACAACCCCCUCAAAGCAGUUUACAAAGCAUAGAACAGUAAAAUCAAGAGAAAUUUACAAGCCUACUUUAAAACAUACAAAAGUUAAAAUGCUAAAACAGUUUAAAAUUACCUCAACUUCCUAAGCAUCUGGGUGGGCUUGUCUAAGCAGGUAUAGUUUUAUCAGGUGCCAACAAGAGUACAGUGAAGCUGCCUGCUUGAUCUCAAUAGGCGAGGAGUUCCAAAGUGUAGAUGCUGCCACACUACACAAUUGAGUUCUUACAAACGCUGAACAGAUAUUAUGUGGCAUGAUGUGUAGCAGUACCAAUUUCGCUGAUUGAAGCGGUCAAGUGGGCACAUGCAGGGCAAGGUAGAUUACUACAGAGGUUACACAUUCCUCCGUAUUUUGCAGACAUAACAUGCUCUUUGUGUCAAGGAAGCUAAAGCUGAUCAACGCGGUUGAGCUAUCUCACUGAUAUUGAUGUGACAAGUUUGUUUAUUGCUUGUUUCUAGACUCUGUGGUUUUGAGCCGUUCUACGAUGAAAGAGGAGACCAGUACAUGUUCAAAAGGAUCCUGAACUGUGAAUAUGAUUUCGUUUCCCCCUGGUGGGAUGAUGUGUCUCUAAAUGCCAAGGAUUUGGUAUGUUCGGCUAAUUCUGCCAUUUACCAUCAGCAUAAUUUUAUCAGGAUAAUCAGCAUUGCACUAUACAUGUGGAAUCUACUUUAUGUAUAUUCAUUAUAGGUUAUAUCCCCACAGUGUCUGUGCAUGAGAAAAAUAGACCUCCACCAAUGCAAUGGCACUUCUCCUUCCUAUCCUUACCUCUGCAGCCCCCACGUACCGUCAAAAUCUGUGGAGGGUUGGUGGACCCUAUGGAACAGAUUCGGAGGUGGGAUCCAUGGGGCUGCAGGAGACAGAAGAGCAAGGAGAAGUCUCGUUGCAUCAGCAGAAAUCUGCUUGUGUGACAUUGGAUUUCACCCAGUAAAAUUAUAGCCUGAAAGUUUUGAAUCUUGAUAUUGUUCAGAUGCACUUUUAGCACGUUACUGGCCCAGUUCAUAUGCUGAUUCAGCUGGCAACAGUCUUUGGAUGCUAGAGGCACAAGCUGACUCCUUUCCAUCUCCUUUUUGAGGGGGAGGGAUAAUGUGCAUUGAGAAUUUCUAUCCAUGCGUUCACUGGAUGUUUCUACCCAGUGGUUAGAGUGUUGGACUAGGACCUGGAAAACCAGAGUUCAAUUCCCACUCAGCUACCUUGGGUGACUUUGGGCCAGUCACUGCCUCUUAGCCUAACCUACCUUAUAGGGUUGCUGUGGGGUUUGAAAGAGGAGCAGAAGAAUAUAUACACCACCUUGAGCUCCUUGGAGAAAUAGAAGUGGGAUAUAAAUGCAAUAAUUAAUCAUAAAUAAUAUGUGCGGAGCACUCACACCAGGUUUACUCUAACGUUGCUUCUAAGCAGUUGUUUGAUGCUAGAAGUGGAUAUUGGUUGGGUAGCAAGUUGCUAGCAUAUGAAAUUGUGCAUAUAUCCUUAGGUUGGAGCCUACAAGGUUUCCGAGGAAUGCGUUUUCCCCCUUACUUUUAAAUCAUCUUAUUAUGCAGGUUAAGAAGUUAAUUGUGCUUGACCCCAAGAAACGUCUCACCACAUUUCAAGCCUUACAACACCCUUGGGUCACAGGCAAGGCAGCCAAUUUCGCUCAUAUGGACACAGCCCAAAAGAAACUCCAAGAAUUCAAUGCUCGGCGUAAACUUAAGGUACAUUUCAGGGGGGUGGGGUGUUAUUGUUUACAUUUGGAUGGAUUCAAGUAACUCGCUUUGUUAACGGAAGACAACACAAGGGCUCUGUUAUGUACUAAAGUUCUCACCCUGGGCCAGCAGGGGGAUACUGUAGAUAGUUUUCACUCAGGUCCACGUCAGUUAUUUUAGGCGGGAAACCCUGGGUUGUUGUUGCUACAAUCUUGACAGCCGGCUGCCUAUAAAAGCAGGCCGGCUGAGCUGUUUGCUGUGCAGUUCUGUUCCAGCUUACAAAAUAAAGAGCUGCUUUGGAGAAAUCGCUGUGUCGUCUGCCAUGUCUACCCACUAUUCAACAGGCUCCACUACGUAGCACCAUACUUGCAUGCUGUUUUCACUGAUGUGUGUAUUUUUAUGCAUGUGUUACCAAAGUGCAUGGAUUUCUGUGCACAUCACCUGGCCAGAGAACUUCAGAGAAGUGUGGCUAUCUUUUGGUUUGUGUAUUACUUUGGAGAGUGAGAAGUAGGUUUGCCCUUUAAAUGUACAGUGGUACCUCGGGUUACAGAUGCUACAGGUUACAGACACUUCAGGUUACAGACUCCACUAACCCAGAAAUAGUACCUUGGGUUAAGAACUUUGUUUCAGGAUGAGAACAGAAAUCGUGCAGUGGUGGGGCAGCGGCAGCAGGAGACCCCAUUAGCUAAAGUGGUGCUUCAGGUUAAGAACAGUUUCAGGUAAGAACAGACCUCCAGAACAAAUUAAGUUCUUAACCUGAGGUACCACUAUAAAGUGAACUGAAUUUCUCCCCCAUCCCUCAUAGUGACACACUUAGAAAAAAGUAAGGAGGGGCUGCUGUAAAGAAUACCUAAAAAGGUGGAAAUGUGUGGAUAAAACAUGUUUAUUCCCUUAAAACCUACUCUAUAUGUGCACAGCUGCAUAUCACCCAGUCUUAGCAGAAACAGCUGGUGUCUCAGUAACUUUGGCUUUUAGCAAAGUAUUCUCUUUCGUUAGACCACACUGAUUUGUUCAGUUUGGAGACACAUUCUGUCUGAACCCCUGCAAGUCUAAAUAGAGUUAAUUCAUACAUUAUGUAGGAGAGAAUCUACUAGGAAGUGAUUAUAGCCUUGCCUGGGUUGGUACACAGUGGAGACAGAUGGGAUCGGUGCCACGAAACCACAGCAUAGGUGCCAAGAAAUCUAACCACUCUUGUUUGUUUUUAUUGAAACCCAGGCUGCAGUGAAAGCUGUUGUUGCAUCAACUCGUCUUGGGAGUGCAAGCUGCCACAGCACCCACGACAGCAAUAAGCCCAGCCAAAGGCAGUCUCUGCGCCCAGAAAGAGAGGACAGCGUGGAGGGAAAAGAAGAAGUAGUAGUAGCAGAAGAAGAAGAAGCAAACUUCACUGAAUCUCAUGAAGAGGACGCUCAUGAAGAAGCAACUGAAGGAGAAUCUUAAAUCUUGGGGUAUCUUAUUCCAGCCAAGUUCUGUCAUUCCGUGCGCCAGCCAAGAUACCAUUCAGAAGCAAAUUACAAGCAUGGCUACUCUGAGUGGCUUUGCCUUGGGAUGGAAAAUGCUCUAGCUGGUGACCUGAACUUCAAAAUGCAUGUGACUGCUUCUGAAAAAAAAUAAAUAGUUCACAGUCUUUUAAUGGCAUGCCAUGGAUAAAGUGAUAUUUACAGUAAUACCAACGAAUGAAGUGGAGAGCAGGGAACACUCCUUAUUACCAACAUGUAUAUCUCAUGUAGAGUGUUUAUAGAUAACCUCUGAAGUGAAUGAUGAUUAUGGCUUAUUAUACAAGAUUUUCUAGAGAGAUCUUGACAUUUCUUCAAUCUGCUUCUUUUCAAACUCAUAAUCACCCAGUAGAUCAAUGGGCGCUAAGACCCGCCUAGUGUUUUUUAAAUGGCAUAUGGAAUAUUUUGCAUUCAUCCGUGAUAGUUUACAAACUGUUUACAAUUGAGAACUUAAAUAUUUAUAUGCAAAAAAACAUUCCACUGAUUCCUGUGAAAGAUUUAUUCGAAUGGCUAUGAAACUAUGUUCCUUAAGAAUGCCUUACCUCUAUAAGUAACCAUUUCUGUACAGUAUUUUGAUGAUAACUAGAAUAUCUUCAGACUUCUGUCACAUUACUAUCCAGUAUUAAUUUUACAAAACAAUGUUAAGGAUAGUACUCAAACAGAGCAGGUAUGUGUGCCAUUGUUAAGGUACAAUUGGAAUUAGUCGUGACUAUGAAACUGUGCACCUGUUUAUACAGAGGGGGAUUCUGCAAUUAAUGUCCUGCAAGAAGAAUAUUCAACAGCAUGAUACUUUUGCUUUAGGAUACCAGUCAAGGUACUUGCCAUGGGCAGCAAUAGAAAUGCUUGCAUGAUUAGAGAUACAUGAGAAUUGUGUAGCCAGUUGUUGUUUCUUUUUGUUUAAUCUGUCAGCGUAGACUUGAUCUGUAUAAGUGUGCCAGUAAAGAACAGGUUAAGGUUAGGAUAGGACACUAUCACUGCAAAAAAGAAAGAAAAUGUUCUAUUCAGGCACUUGUGUAUAAUAGGUGUUACAAUCUUUACUCUGCCAGGUGUAACCUAUGCGAGUUGAAAAAUAAGCAGAAUGGAUAGCAUUUGUAAUACAUUUUGUAGCACCCGAAUUUCUUAACGUAUAGAUAAAAGCGAUCCAAAGAAAUUAGCAUGCAACAAUUAACUUUUAGUGCAAUCCUAUACUCAGAAGUACGUAUGUCCCACAGAGAUCAGUGGAGCUUACUCACAGGUAGGUGGGUAUAGUAUUGCAGUCUCUGUGGCUUUUCAGGAACACAGCCAAUACCCCAAUACGUUAGUUAUUUCUUGCAUUCUUUUUUCUUUGUCUUUGAAAUAGUAUUAUCUUGCAGAGAAACAAGAAUCAGUUAAACUACAGAAACCAAGAGGAGGCACAUGUUUUGUGUCUUCUGUUCUAUUGUAGUUAGAAAGGUAAUUAAAUAAUAUUUCUACGAGACAUGGUAAAUUAAAACAACUCUGAUAACGACAGAACAGAAUACUAAGUUAGUUUUUUUGCAGUGAAAGUGUCCUGUAUGACUUUUGAAAGCUGCCACAAUGUUUUAACUCAUUUAUAAAUGGAUAAAUAAGUAGAUCUUACAUGAAAAAUAUUUGUUUUGCACAUGGAAUCAUUGUGCCCAAGGACAUGAACUGAUUCCAAGAUGUUGUUCUUGGAAAGUGUUUGCUUGUCUGGCAAAAGGAAGAAUUCGAAGUGCUUAGCUAGAAAAGCACAGCACAAUCCAAAGCAGUUUGCAGGUGGGGCUAGUUCUUUUUCUUCUGUGAAGAGGAAUGCUCUGGACUUGCAUGGAGACUGCCCACUGCAUGCAAUAUGAGUUGAUAUAGAAGAGGGCUGGCGACCCCUUUGCAUGUGAAGUUCUGUGCACACAUCAGGAGUGCCAGAUCACAGCUUCUGGGUACAAUCAGCUGCAUAUCUGCUUGAAAUGAAUCAAGGGCUGCUUUCUCAGCUGCACACUGUGACUUGCAUUAUGUGUUCUGGGUACUGAGCCUUAAGUUGGAAGGUUAUUGCUGCCAGGAAAACAGAAUUGUUUUUAAAUCCAGCCAUUCGGGAAACAUAGGGUACAUGCAGUGAUUUCCUAGCUUCUUAUACAACUGCUUCAGAAAUCCUUCCAGAAAACUAGUCUCCCUCCCUCUCUCUCUCUCUCUCUCUCUCUCUCUCUCUCUCUCUCUCUCUCUCUCUCUGGUAGCAUAUGAUCAGAAGUCUGGAAGCUACUCGUGCUGUGAACCACACAAAAUAUAUUUUUAAAAAUCAGCAUCUUGGUAGCAGCGAGGUCUGGGGACAAUCAAAACACCUGAAGGUUCAUAAUUCGGUCCAGAACCUUCAGCUAUACUUAUUCUAGAUACAUUUGAUUUGGUGUGUAAAUCUGAUCAUGACAAGCACUUGAUCAAGUAUGUCAAAAUGAUCUGUGCUCUUGGGAAACCAAGAUUCCACACUGCAUUGGUGCUACCCAUUUUCUGUGGCAAUGAAACUGUUAGAGCAGGGAUAGUCCACAUGGCAUCUUUCCAGUCUUGUUGGACCAUGGACACCCAUCAUCCCUGGCCUUGACCAAUGGUCAUGCUGGCUGAACUGAUGCAAGUUGUAGCCCCCACAUCUGAACGGCACCAGGUUGGCCACCCCUGACAUAAACAUCACACCCUUGCUUGUUAAGGAGGAUUUAUUACUACUGUUCGUUAUGUCAUAGGAAUAGUUCUAUGGUUGUGAUCUGUAAUCAAAUGUUUGAAAGACACCCAGAAUACGAAACCCAUGCAAGGUUAUGGGGUAUGGCUAACAGACAACGGUGCAGUUCAGAAGCUGUUGCUGUUCACCAGAUCCGAUUGCUAAAUUCUUGUUAUGAUUUCUGCUCAGUGUGUUAGAAAUAGUUCCCCUUUUGCAAGUCUCAGUAUUAAAUGUGCACUCAGAUGCAGAUAGCUCAGUUUGUUAUUGAGCAUGGGGCUGAUAACGCCAAGGCUGCAGGUUUAAUCCCUGUAUGGGAUAGCUGCAUAUUCUCGCAUUGCAAGGAGUUGGAGUAGAUGAUCCUCAGGGUCCCUUCCAACUCUAUGAUUCUCUGAUCUCUGCCAUGCUGGACCAUAUGCUCUAAUAAUAAGCAUCAGGGCAAAUUAAGGGAGUGUGUUAUAUCUGAUUCUGUAUGGGUCAUGGAAAUUCCAGUUUAUAAGAGUCUUUCAGCUCAGUCUUACGUAUACUUACUCAAAAGUAAGCUCUGUGGAAUUCAGCGGGACAUUCUCCCGGAUCAGUGUGCAUAAGGUUGCAGCCUUAAAAUACGACUUUGAUUCUGUGGUUGCCUGAGGAAUAGCAUUACCAUUUCACGUAAUGGUAUGAAAGCAGCUUACUGUGACAGGGGAAGAAAACGAGGCGUAGACUAACAUUGAAUGCAUGCUAUUGGUAAAGUUAAUUAGACACUGGUAUUUUUAUUAUUCCGAUAGGUGAGAUAAGAUUAGGGUCUAGUAUAGCAGGUACUAUUACAAAAUUAUUUCACGGAAUAUGUUUCUCGUGAGUGCUAACUUAUUUUGCCAUGUCAACUGUUCCUGGUUGCAGAACAGCAACAAAUCAGUCAAAUGACUUACUGUAAGUUGAUUUUAAGUCUCUGCUCAGCCAGGCUACACCCAUGGUUAAUGCAUAAUGUCAAGGCUAAUAAUAGGGGGUGAAGGGGACCAGCAAUUAAAUGUUGCAGUGUGGCUUGCCCCUGCUCAAGUUUCCAGCCACUUCAUUUAUUCCCCCUUCCCACCUGGUUUCCCAUUUUUUCUCUAACAGCCGGAGGGCAUCCCAUGCCUACUGAGCAAACUCAGCCCUCCAUGGGCUUGUGGGGGGGGGUUCCCUAAAUGUUUUUGUACUCCUGCAGACCUUGAGGACAUAGGGUUCCCUCAAGCAGAGCAACUGAUCCUGCUGCUCCUACUUCUGCAUUUUCAUGUGAGUAGCUGUACAUAAUUUCCACUGCUCUGUCACUGUGUUGUCUCUUUUGCAUUAUCAGUAGAGAACCUGGCAGAAAGGAUUUCAGGGGUCAGCAUGCAUCAUGACCAUUGAGAACAGCAGGUAAAGAGACUGCACAGACCUGGAAGCAGAUUAGGAGUGCCUAAGGUUGACUCUUACAACGGGGAUCAAGGAAUAUGGCAGAAACCCAACCAUGAUCAUGCACCUGCAGCCCAUUUGCCGUUGAAUAAUCUCAAGUGUGCAACAUGGAAUACAUGUCUAGUAUAAGAGAACUAGGUUGUUAAUAACCAAUUUGUAAUGCAGCUAGGGCAUUAUUAGUAUGUCUGAAAAGCAUGGAUAUGGAAGGUCUCAAUUGCGCCAUUAAACUUUCAAAAACAGUUUGCAAUGCACUUCAGGAUUCUCAUUGCAAAAAUUGAAUGGCCUGCUGCACAGCUGCAAUCCCUUGCACAACCAUGAAGUAGUUUAUGGAUUCUUAUCUAAUACUGGCUCGUAUUGGAGAAGCCUGGCACUGUUAGUGUAGUGGCUAAGUGAAGAGAGGUUGCCUCAAACUCCCUAGGUGGCCUUUGGCACCCUUGGCAUCUCUGAACCUCAACUUUCCAGCACCGUGUGCAAUAUAGGCUCAUGAUAUAGGCCUACCUUACAGGACUGUUGUAAAAGUUACUGUGCUAUAUAUCAGUGUAUAGAAAACAGUCUAUAAAUGCUAAUAUUACUUCUGACUGAAGAAGGAAGAGGAAUUCUCUCCUGCUCAGGAUUUUGGUGGGCACAUUAUUGGGAUGUGUACUUCUAGACUCUUAAAAGGAGACACCGUCCAACACAGAACAGCACAAUCCUAUGCAUGUCUACUCAGAAGUAAACACUGUUAAUAGAACUGAUGCAAAGGUAUAUAGAAAUUGCAGCCUUAAACCUACUAAAAUGAAUGAGAUUAAGCACACUUAACUGUGUUAGAUUGUGGCCUAAGGCACUUGACUUAAGUAUAAAAACCUUCCUUCCCCCCCAUUAAUGAAAUAUGUGCACUUUUUGUGGGACUAUCACCUAGGACCACCUUUCAGGUAAAGCAUUGAAUGAUUAUGGUUAACCCAAGGUAUGUUGCACAAAAGUAGCACUAGCAAAGGACCCCUAGAGUUGGUUUGGGCAACACUUGUGUAUGUGUGGUUGCUAUGUAUGUACUGUAUAUUUUCCCCACCUUUGCUUUAUUUGCUCCAAACAUCUAGCACAUUUUUGUUCCUUAGUGUAUCCAAAAACCCAUUUGCAAUGUUACUAAAGAACAAGAAAUAGCUGUGUGUGGAAAUGCCUGAAAACUAUAACCAAGAAUCUGAUGGAUGAAGCUUGCAAAACCUUUAUCACAUGAUAAAGUACUGUUGAAGUCUCAGAAUUAGGCAUGUUUGCAGCUUUAAUAAGUGCAUCUCACCUAGCCUUUCAUAUGCCCAUAUGGAAACGAAUUAUCUGGAGAAUGAAGAGAAUGCACUUUGAUGCUGAAAAGUUUAAGAAGUACUUUGCAUGUACCAUAAAAAUAAACACAUAUGUCU
This is a messenger RNA of Podarcis lilfordi (Lilford's wall lizard), 87237 nucleotides long. NCBI's taxonomy places the organism in Eukaryota, Metazoa, Chordata, Lepidosauria, Squamata, Lacertidae. The record is from the annotation of a GenBank genome assembly.